Molecule: messenger RNA, 45337 nt
Organism: Porites lobata
Lineage: Eukaryota; Metazoa; Cnidaria; Anthozoa; Scleractinia; Poritidae
Source: the annotation of a GenBank genome assembly
AUGGCGGCUGUCGUGAAGUCACCGAAUGAUCCAAGAGAGUACAGGUAAAUUUAAAGUCAAUGAGAAAAACAUCCAUCCGAUGAUAACCCUAAAUGUCGCAAUUCAACCUUUAAGGUCCAAAAUUAAGCCCUUUGAUAAGCAGAAGCCCGUACCCAGAAGUCGUUGAUGAAGGGACACAAUGCGAAAAUCGAUUGGGCCGUAUUGCAUUUAAUAUCCGUAGCCCCCAGGUUGAGGACUUACCGUGUAGCAUGAAAAUUUUGCGGGAGUUUUAUUUUGCGGAUCGGCGAUUUUUUGUGGUUUGCGGGAACAAAUUUUUGCGGUUCGAGAUGACUGAAAUUUCUGGUGGGGACUAAUAAUAUUAUUUUUGCGAUUCUCUGUUCAAGUAGCAGAAUAUUUAAGUUGAAGAAACCUUAAUAUGGUAUUUUCAACUUUUAUUUUACGGUAUGUUGAGUUAAAGUUCACUCUACUUACAUAUUUAAUAAAGAAUAAUACGGUUUUCACUGUGAUAUCUUACUGCACAAAGGGACUGAACAACAGCAAAACAAAACAAAAGCCUAUCCCUACCAUACACAACCAGUCCAUUAAAAGCAGAGUUUUUAAUUUGACUGAAGGGAGUUAAUUUUUGUGGCGUUUUAUUUUGUGUUUUUUUUUUUCUUCGGGAACUAAUUUUUGCGGAUCGAGGUCAAUUCGCUAAAAUUAGAACCCGCAAAAUUUUCAUGCUACACAGGCGCGGAUCCACACCGGUUUCCACCGUUUUACAGAAAUUGGUCAGAUUUUUUCUCGAGAUAUAUUUUUAGUUAAAAAAAAGCUAUGCAACUAGAAAUCUUGUUCCAUAACUACAACAUGGAAAUUGACCAUGAUAAAAUCCUCCGAUUUGCAAGGUUUCAUUAGAGGAGAAUGGGACUGGCCAACAUCCCGUCUGAAUGACUCAGAAAUCCAGGAAAGGGGCCUUUAGGUAGUGAAAAUCCAAAAAAUUUCCUGUGACAGCCCAUGCAUGCUCCCUGAUCCCCCAGAAGCUUGCGCCCUCGGUGUUAGGAAAUCGGUCAAAAUUUAUCCUAGAUCCACCCCUGCUACACGGUACCUUUUCUUACCUCUGAAGAUUGGCUAACAUUGGAUUCACCCCUGAAGACUUCCAUAAAAUAUGGGCUCGAAGGAUAUGGGUUUAUUUACCCCUGAAGAAUUUAGUGAAAAUUAAGGCUUCACCCUAAAGAAUUCCACAUUUUUUUUUACGCUGAAAAUAUUUGCCGAUAACUGGAGGUUUCUGGCCAAAAUGGGAGGGUUAGAAUCUCUGAUAUGUACUUUCAAAUAAGUGUGACUAAAAUGAACCUGCAUGAACUUGAACUUUAUUCUGCCUCUUAGGAUUUGGGUUGAUUUUCCGCAUUCCAUAGUUCUGGCAUUCCACUAUUCUUCUGAUUUUGGGGUCGCCCUGUUCAUGCUAAGAGCUACCUGUAAGAAGCAACAAGCAACCCAAAUUUGAGUGGAAAAGAGAGGGGAGGGGUGCAGAUUGUUCUUUCACUGAUGAACCCAUUUUGAGGAUGACUUCUUCUUUUACAAAUUUAUGAAGGUAAAUUUUUGCUUGUGUUUGUCUGUUUUUCCUGUUUUUUAAUAAUUUCUUUUUUAAGGGUCAUCAACUUGGAAAAUGGUUUAACAGCCCUGUUAAUCUCUGAUACCCACUCAGUCAGUCCACGCGUACACCAUGACAGUGACAUGGUAACAACAGAUGAUGAGGAAGACACAUGGAGUGAAGACUUUGAGGAAGAAAGUGAUAAUGAUGAUGAUGGUAGCAAUAAUGGUGAUGGUGUUGACGGAUUUGUAGGAACUGAUCCAGAGGCUAAUCAACAGUAUGAUGAAGAACGAACCAGGAAAUCAAAGGAAACGAAACUUGUAAGUAUACAUGUGUAAAAUAGCUCUGUCGGUGGGGUUCCAAAGAAUUCCAUGGUUAAAGAAUACAAACAAGUCCUUGAAAUUUCAAUAGAAUUUCAUGCAGUGUUGGUUUAUGGUGUCUCCGUGGAGUUGCAUGGAAUCUCCACAAAGUUCUUUAGGAGAUAGAGUUAAUUUUAUGAAAUUCUGUGGAAUUCUGUGUUGUGUAUCAAUGGCACUCCGUGAAAAUCUAUAGAGUUUGUUUUAACAGGGUGAGGAUCUUGAAGUGAACAAACGGCCAGAUUGCACUAGUCUGUCUAUAUUAAUGCCAUCAGUGUAUGUGUUAACAUAGCAUUUUAAAUACAGUCAACUCUCUUGUCAGCAACCACCCUCAAUCAGUGACCCUUGGUGCAUCAGAAAGUGGUCGCUUACUGUACUACGAAAGUAGUGUGUAGUACAUGCAAAAAAGGGUGAAUUAAACCACUCCUGUGGCUUCUUUUACAUGAAUUAAGUAUCUUUGAUUUUAUUGUUGCAUCUUCUAAAUAAUUAUCAUAAGGAACUUUGAUUAAAUGUCAAUGAUUGUUAUCUCCUUGUUAUUUCAGUCUGCAGCAGCCCUUUGUAUCAGUGCAGGGAAUUUUUCUGAUCCAGAGGACAUUCCUGGGUUAGCUCAUUUCUUAGAACAUAGUAAGUUUGGGGAACUCUCAGGGGUUUGGUGAAAGCACGGUUAAUUCUUAUAGAGCAUGCAAGGGAAGGGGUGAAGGGGAGGGGAGGUACCUGCAUCGAAGGCCCUAGGUCUCGGUUUUCUAUGUUCUCUGAAUGAGUGAUGGUGCAUAGAAUUCACCAUUGGCUAACAGCACCUCUUGGGAGUUAGUCUGUCACCUCAGUAUAAUAAUUACUAUUAAAUUAAUUUUGUCAGUCAGUGAAAAUAAAAAGUUUGGGUCUUGUUCGUUAUAAUCUCUCAUCUUGCCACCUGUUGGGGGUGAAGCAAAGACACAGAUAACAGCUCAGUUUAGAGUCUUAUAAACAAAACAUCUAACGUGGCCCAUUUUCACAUACUGGCAGAAGAACUGUUUCAGUCGUGUUUGAAAGACCUUUAGGUCGAAGAAAUUUUCAUUCCUUUGACUUUAAAGCCAGCAUAAGGAAUAGCAUUACAACUUUCUUUUUCAUGGUGAAGAUCUCAUGGCAGUACAGUUGUAAACCUCUCCUUAAUGGCAACCUUGGGGACAUAAAAAAGUAGCUGUUGUAGAGAGGUUUAAACAAGGGAUUGUCGUUAGUAGAGGUUUGACUGUAUUACCAGCUGGGUUCAGAAAAAGUUUCAUUUUCCAGUAAUUUGCUGUGCUGAUUUGGUUGUGAAACCAGAACUGGCUUUGUAAGCAUUGUUUUUAAUGUUUCACACUUCCUCCACAUUUGUAUAUUUCUCUUUUUUGCCCGAAAGAAACUGGCACCUGCUAAGCAGACUACAGUUUGUUAGGCGGAGAGUGGUUUAACACAUGCUGUAUAUAUUUGUAGUAUUUAAAUCCUUAAUAUUAUUCUUUAAUGCACUUCUGCUUUUGACUCUUAUCUUGCAAUUAUUAUUCAGAGGCAAUACAGUGUAAAGAUUUGAGUAGAGACAAAAACUUGCCAAUCCUUUUUAUGACGAAAAAUGUACUUAAACACGAACAAAAAUAUUCAAAUUGCUCUGGUCAUGUGACUGAUGGCUUCAUGUCUCUCCUUUGGUUGUUUAAAAAAAAAAAAAAAUUAAAAAAAAAAAAAGUUAUUGGGUAGAACAUUACUUUCCCGCAAAUUUUCACUGCCAUGUGAUGAACAUCAACUCUCUACAAUCCUCGGCCUAGUCUCCUGACUUUUUAGCUCAUGUUCAUUUCCCCCCUUAAAUUUUAAAUGCCAGAAGUCAACUGGUUAUUUUUGAAUGCCCCACACAACCAAAAGCUCAAAUAUGCUAUAUAAUAAUGAAAUCUUGUCACGGCAACAAAAAAACCUAACUUGACAAAUAUAGUCACAUGACUGAUGAUGUCAUCACCCUAGAUGUGACGUGGAAAGAUGUUUUAUGGCAAAUGCUAUCUUGUUGUGGUCUAACAUUCUUCUAGGUAUAAAAUAUUAUUGUCAAAGUUAUAGAGCUUUUUUAAAAAAAAAAUGCCUCAAAGGAUUCUGGGAGAUUUUUUACUUGUUGAAUUAUUAUUAUUCAGUAUUCAUUCAGCUAUAAGCCAAUCUCGGCUAUGAGCCGAGACCCUAAUCUUUGAACUUGUAGAAUCAGCAUAACCAAGAACGGAAGAUACAUCUAAAACACCUGGCUAUAAAGCGGAGACCCAUUCGUUGCAAGACUUAAACUACUGUAAAACACAACAUUUUGGAAAAAAAUGUGACCUCCUCUAGGAAAAAGUACAAUGUUCUUUGGAUUUUUCAUUGCUAUCAAUCUUUGCUCAUGGCUUCAUCAUAUUAUGCUUGAAAUGAUCACAUAAAUCGUCUUUCAAUCAAAACAGACCACAUCAGUUUGCGUUGUGUUUGUCCGUGCUUAGUAACCAGGCAAAUGUUUUGAAACGCAUGUUUGACCAAACGUAUGGAUUGUUUUCUUGACAUCUUUCAUUAUUUUGUUUUACACCUUCCCUCGUUGUAAAAGGCUUACCAAUGUGAGAUUUAGUUGAGAGACCUGUUUUUGUCAGAUAUUUCGAGAAAUUGGGACUGAAUUUCUGUUCUUAGUUAACUUAACAUUCUGAUUUGUAGUUUUGCAGGGUGCAAAGAAAAUCAUUUUUACAAGCUGAAGCUAGCAUUUGUUAGCCCAGACGUCAUUUCAACUAGCCCCAAAAACUUUUUGACUAGCAGAAUUGAUUUCACAGUUCUUCUGUCAUUUGAAUUCCUCAAAAAACAGAGUUCACUAGCCCAAUAGCAAAAUCCACUAGCCACGGGCUAUCGGACACUACUUUCUUUGCACGCUGUUUUGUGAUUGAUUCGAUUGUUUGCUGCCAUUUACUCGGCUUAUAAGUAAAUACAUCCCCAUUUAGUAGCAUUUCAAUGCACUUAAAAAAAAUUUUGGUCAAAAACUCUUGGCUAUAAACCGAGACCCCCUUUUGGGUUCAAAUUUCACUUGGAACUUUAGCUUUAAUGUCUGUAAAAAUUGCUCGGCUUAUAGCUGGAUAAAUAUGUUCAAGUUUUACAGUACAGUGUACGUGUGUGUAUUUGCUGUACUAGAUGGGGAAAUCCACUUGGUGGAAUACUGCCAGUCCUCUAUGCCUAGCAGAUUAAAUCAUCAUCAUCAUUAUUAUUAUUAUUAUUAUUAUUACUAUUGUUUGAUAUUAUUCCUUCAACUUCUUGCCUUCUGUUGGUUUGUUCCUCUUUAGUUCUUGGAUCAAACCAAUUGGUCCUUAGGUACCUUGAGAGUUUCAGUAGGUAGUAUGUCCUGCAGUUUUGCUUGUUUGCUAUAAUCAUUAUUGCUUUCUUAACAGUGGUUUUCAUGGGAAGUGAAAAGUAUCCAGAUGAAAAUGCAUUUGAUGCUUUUAUCAAGAAACACGGAGGAUCUGAUAAUGCUUCUACCGACUGUGAGAGGGUACAUCCUUUGAAUUAGUUUGUCUUUUGUUUUUAGUAAGAAUAGUUUAUUAAAACUCUCGUGCAGUAAAAAGAACUGAAUUAUCGAGUACAUUUUACAAUCAUAAGGCAACUAUUAUCUAGAGUAUAGUAAUUUACAGUUAUAACAAUUAAAAUAACAAUUGAAUCACUGAAAAAAUUUAAAUGUAAAGAAGUCCUCCACUCUCUUUGUCCUACAGACCUGCAUGUUCCGGAAAAGAUAAUACUUUUGUGUUUUCUGCCUUAAGGUGUAGUUAGGCGCGUCCAGAAGUGGGUAGCCUGUGCGCAGACGAAAUUAAACUCUGGUUAACUCCGUCUGCGAAACAGCGCCGAAAUCCUUGUUCUGGACUUCCAGCUGUGUACCGAGAUUUGAGUACGCACCACGAUUGGCUAGUUAAAAAAGACCUUUGUUUUGUUUGUCGCAAGACUGAUAAUAGCCAAUCAGGUUGAAGGGAAAUUCGAAAUGCACUUCCGGUAAUUCGUUGAGUCGGUUGGGGGUCCAGAACAAGGAUCUCUGUGCUGCUUCGCAGACGGUACUAAUCAGAGUUUAGUUAUCGUCUGCACGCAGGCUAAGAAGUGGGUUGGGAAGUAGGUGGUGCAUAGGGUGGCUGGGGGACUUUUCAAUUUACAUGUACAUGUAUGAAGCAGAAUUGUUAAGAUCGAUUGUGGACUAGGACAAAGACAAACAAUUUCACAAACCAUAGAACUCGUAAACAAAUUAAGAAACCAACUGUCAUGUUACUUUUUGCCCUUGCUGCAGGCACUUUUGUUAAAGAAGAAUUUUUUGGAAGCAAACUCACUAUAGUUUUAUUGUAGGUAAAGAGGUGUUACCUUGGCUUGUAUGCUCGAAAAGUUGAGCAUUUGAUGUUAACAAGAUGGUAAUGAUACAUGUAGCAUUUAAACAUAAACAAAUGAAUGAUUAUUAUUUAAUUUUUUUUACAGACCACUUUCACCUUUGAUGUUAGAAGAAAGUACUUUAAAGAAACCUUGGACAGGUUAUUACAUUUGAAUUACAAUGUAGUGAAAUCAUAUUUGAUCUUGAAUUUAAAGUUGCAUUGCAUUUUUUUUAAAUAAUUGUACCUUUUUUUCCUAUUUAUAGGUUUGCCCAGUUUUUUAUUUCUCCUCUCCUCAAAGGAGACAGCAUGAAAAGAGAGAUACAGGCUGUUGAAAGUGGUGAGUUUUUUAUACUUAAAGUGGACAUACAUAGAGUAUGGAUAAUUAUUGUACAAAACUGUGCUCCCUGCAUUAUUCUUACUGUAGGCAUUGUAGGAAUUAUGCAAAAUUGUUUUGCACAAUUAUGACCCUGAAAAGCUGGACUUUUUUUCAAGAAUUGGAUAAUCCCCGCUGCAUAGAGAUUCAUCCACUGAAUAGCGCUAUCUAAUGUUUGAACAAGCAGGGCCAGAUAAGCGAGUGGAUAAGUGUUAGCCAGGGGAAGUAAUAAUUUGUGUUAUCCAUCCUGUAGGUAACUUGCAUGUAGGUGUCUCCUAUUUCCUUUGUUCUGUGUGCAACCAAAUAGAUUGCGCCCCCAUUUUUUCUGUCACCUCGUGGCUUCGCUGCUCGAUGCUUGCGCACACGUUCACUCCCCUCACUAAAUCUCAAAGAAAAGAGAGACUGCUUGCUUGCAGUCUAGCAACCAAACAAAUAAGAGACCUUAAACACUUGAUGACUGGUUCUGUUUCCCGAGAAUCUCAGAUCCAAGGGAAACAAAAUUAACUGUUUCUCAGGGACCAGUCUUUUAAGUGAUUUGUUAUAUAGCUGGAAAUUCAUUGAAUCUCUCUGUUAUGGCGACCGUCGGUAACUAUUCUUGUGCAACAGGGCACUGUUAUCCUCUGGCGUAAAAGAUUUUGCGAUGUUACCCGCUCAGACAUUUAGGUGGGAAAUAGUUUCAUUGUUAGAUGUCAUGAAAUAACCAAUGAGAACACGCACUGUUGGGAAAAAAUUACUUACAAUGUAUUGGUGGUCGCAAAAAGUCUUAAUGGCUUUGCUUUUGUUUUAUUGUUGUUUUGUUUGUUUAUUUUUCAUUAGAGGUUGUAUUAUCUUUUGGCGGCGUUACAAGGGAAACGUCUUAAUCUGUUACUUAACAAAAACGCUGCAUUUAACGGUGGUCCCUAAGAGACUCUUUGGCUUUGAUUGUGUGGUCUUCAGAACAAUCUUCGACUUCACGUUACCCAAUUCAAAAAAUCGCCUUUCUACUGAGAAAACUACACAGAUCAUUGCAGUUAAAGAUGCAACUAAGGAAGUUGCCACUUUAUAAAGAAAGCUUGAAAAAAGUGUUAUAAGUAGUACAGCCUUGAUCCUUUCUAGAAUGAAAAACGAAUAGAAAUAAAUAAGUAAAUAAAUAAAUAAGUAUGGAUUUUUUUUUAAAUUUUUAAUUUGCAGAAUUUAGGAUGAGUUACCACAGUGACUCCGUUCGAAAAAUGCAACUUCUUGCACUGUUAACUCGAAAAGGACAUCCAUUUGGAAAAUUUCUUUGGGGUGAGUAAGACUCCGCGAACCACCAGGUUUAAUUUUCUGUUUUGAUACCUCGGCCGGUCAGAGAAUUUGGCCAGAGAAUUUGUGAAUUAUUAUUUUUUAUUUGUGUUUUUAUAUCUCGUAGGAAAUGAAGAGACACUUCAGAACAUUCCCGAAAAAAAGGUAAGUGCAGCCGUUUUUAAAACAUUACCGGGGUCCAUUUCUUGAACCUCUCGAUAUUCAACAGGCCUGCGUGGGUGCUUUUCUCGAAAGUCCCGUUAACUAACGGAUUCGGCAGAAAGGUGUUUUUGGUUACAUUCAACAUCGAGGUUUCAAUAGUUUUACUAGACUGCUGGCAGUUUCUUUUUUUUCAGAUUUAGUGAAGGUAGUACACACGUGCGCGAGUCGCGCGAAAACCCCGUCUUGCGCCUUCAGCCACGCGCGAGGUCAUUUUCGUGUCUUGCGCGUUUUGCUCGAAUAUGAUAAAACUAUCUGCUAAAAAAGGGAUAGUUUGUUAACUUUAAUUUGAACAUUUGAUUUCGGGGCCGAAAAGUUACCUGGACUUUCGAGAAACGGGUCCAAGGUUACACUUUACCCCAUUGACUUGGACUUUGUUUUCUUUAUUGCAGUGCAUAGAUGUGAAUAAAGCACUGAGAGAUUUUCAAACUAGAAUGUAUUCUGCACAGUUUAUGACACUGGCUGUGAUUUCUAGAGGUGAGAAUGAUUCAGGAUUUCAAAGUGUUGAUCAUCAUGAUAUGAGAGUGGCGCCUGAGUUAACGCCUGUACGAGACCAGAAACCCUCUCCUGUAUGCGGACAGAUUUUUUUAAUUGAGUUUUGUUUUGCGAGACUGUAAGCAUGACCAUGAAUUAACCGUAUUCGAAAAUGUCCUCGCUACCCCGCGAAGCAAAAGUCUUAAGAAAAAUCGCCCGCCAUCGAGUACUUCGGUAUGUACUGAGCUCCUCCCUGGGACAAGUUGUUAGCUUAUAUAUUGCUGGUACCUCUCAUGCGAUGACAAUAUUGAUUAUUAUAAUGUAAAUAAUUGUUUUUGAAUUUGGUCAACGCAGUUCAAUAUACAUGUAUCUUCCACUGAACAGUGUAACAUUAACAGGGUUUUUUUUUUUACAGAGGAGUGUAUGGGCUAAUGUUAACAGCUUCUCAUAAAAUAGCCUACGUCUUGACUACAUAAUAAAUCCUUUAUUGACCAAGCCUUGUUUUUUUUUGGACAAGAUGGCUGGAUAUUGGCCUCGUUAUUUUGUGUCAUUAUACGUUUCUGGGAAACUGCCCACCAACCCCUCCCCUAAGCCAACAUUAACACUUGCUUCUCACUUAGGGCAAAAUGUUGGCGUAGGGGAGGAGUAGGUGGACAGUUUCCCCAAAACGUAUAAUGAUCUGUUAUUUUGUUUUUUCAUUGACUUAGCAAAUAUCCAGCCAUAUUGAUGUAAUGCUUGCUCAGUAGACGCAUUGCUUUGGAUUCAGUUGUCCAGGAUGGAAAGUGAACCUUUUUUCUUUAAUUCCAAAACAAUUUUCCAGCUGAAUUCUGAAUGACCUUCCAGUUACGGAUUUCUGUUCCAACUAUUUGCCAAAAGUUUAUUUGGCAUACCAGAAACUUCCGUUAAGAAUAUCAACAAAAGGUUUUUAAUAGACGCGAUGAAAAGUAGGGUCCACUCUAGCGCUAAUUUGACGUAUUAAAAAAAUAAGAAAUAAAUAAAUAAAUAAAAAAUACCAUUAGCUGAAUCAGACCCAUUUAAUACAGACACUAAAGGGGCCAUAAAAAGCGUUCGUAUUAACGGGGUGUCCGUUUUAAGCGGGUUGAUUUUGCGGAAAAUGUAAGAGCUAGGGACAAGGAAAACGUUCCGUAAUAGCGAGGUGUCCGAAAAAAGCGGGGUUCGACUGCAUUUGGUAUUAUUGCCGAAUGAUAGCGCUAGUUAUUCUCAAAGUUUCUUAGCUAUCGCGUUGAAAUAAUAAGAAAGAAAACAAAACAAAUCAAAUCAAACAAAUGAAAAGUUAUGACAAUGCGCCUUCUUAUUGACGGAGCCACCUCGAUGGAAAAUGGUACUAAAUCACAGCUUUCGUUUAUUCACAGGCAACUAACAAGCCUGUGAAUGAAGUCCUUUAUACCGUAGGCUGAGAUAGGAAAAACCGGACUGUACCAAAUAAUGAUUAUUAUCCUUAUAUUGAUUGAGUACUACUCACUUAAUCGGUGCGUGGAAUGGUGGCCAGUUUGAUUUUUGUGGUCAUCCGAGGCCUGGCACCAAGAAUUUUUGCAGGGUCUAGGAGAGAAAGCUUGGAAAUAUGUGAGAUCUGAGCGCUUCAGAAGAUCGUUGCAGACCUCGCAGCAGCUAUCCACAAAAUUCAUAGCGGCCGCCAAAGAAAACACUUUCUACGCAUCGAUAGAGUAUGCAAUUUUUAUUCACAACUGCGUUUAUUCACAACUGGAUAUAAAGAACCGGCUAGUUGGAAAAUCUGGACUGGACUGCACAACUUUUCGUUUUUCGUUUCCGUCAAUCACAUCAAUCACCCAAACGGACCUGUUUAGAUUAUUGCGGUUUAGAAGGUCACGUCUGUUGGUUAUACAACACCCUUCCAAGGUUUUAUUCAAGACUUUGAUACAGAUCAGUUAGGGAAUAUAUAUCCAUUACCACUGCUGAAAACAGCGCUUUGCAAGUAAAAAUCUUACCAAGUUUAAAGGGGCUGUGUCACGGCAGUCCAAUUCAUUUUGUUUAAUUUUGCCAAUUACUCGCCCUCAAUCGCUAUGGAACUUAAAGUAAGCAAAGAAAUUACAGGUGAAUGACAAAAUCAGAGAUCUCAGACAAACAAAUAUGUCUCCUGAGCACUAUUUUUGAGGUUUGCAAGCAGAAGGGAUCAACUUUGAAAAACUGUUAGGCUGAACAGUUUUCAAAAACCCUAAUUUCAAUCCGUUUCAAUCUUCUUCAGUUUUACCCGUCCGUGGCAUUUGUUGUUUCUGUUAUGUUAUUUUAACCUUCCUUUAAAGUUUAAGCGGUUAUUUUUAUGUUUCUCUUAAUCUAACGGGCAUAUUGUAAUUUCCUAAUUUGGCUAAAUUUUGUGACACAGCUCCUUUAAAGGUAAAGCGUUAAAAGCGAACGAAGAUAUUGCUCCACAAAACUGCGAAAUUUUACCAACGUUUGUGUGGCGGGGGGCAUGAACUUGCUCUGAAAUUCGUUGACUUUGCGGAGCUGUACCUUCGUUGGUUUUCAACAAAUAACGUUCAAACUUGACGUCUUUACUUAUUUUAAGGCGUUCUUUUUAGCCGCGUUCACGGAUUUUCGGCCCCAGUCAAAAGUUGAAAUAUACCGUGGGAGAGUGUAUUGGUAGAUUUUGAUCCUUCUUCUUUGUUAUUACUUCGGCGGAGCGCGGAGUAAAGGAUUGGCGACGCUCAGGAAUGUAUCGAAGUUGACAUUUUUGGGACAAGAUUGGGCACGCAAAGUCUGUAGGUUUUCGGAUUUAUUCGGCUAUUUGACGACGUGAGAGCCGAAUUAGUUUGAGAUAUCUCGAGAUCACUUCGAUAUCUUUGAAUUAUUCUUUAAAUUAUUCGAGGAAGAAAGAAUUGUUGUUUUGGUUUUCCCGGGGUUUGAACCGACUCACCUGUGUGACCCGUCAGAUCAGAGGAGACUCUAAGUUGAGGGAUUAGCCGAUUGCGCUAUUGCGACCAAAGGUAAUUCAAGAUAUGAAAAAUAGUUAUGAAAUGAUGCACUAGUUUCGGGACAAGAUUGGCCGAGCAAGUUUGUAACUUUUCGGGUUGUUUCGGCUAUUUCACGAAAUGAGACCGGGCUACUUCCUGAUAUCUUGAGAUCAAUUCGAGUUCAGUCUUUAAUUUACUCGAGGAAUAAAUAGAGGAUAUUACGUGGCCGCGCAGAGACACGAAAUUUCUCUUCGAGUGUUGAAAAACAUUUCACGAGUGAGCGGUCCUUUCGAUCUGUUUUAUGGUGAAUUUAAAGUUACAAAAUGCUGCACAAAGACGUUUUGUCUUUGAGGAGUGUUACGUAGUAAAAUUGCUUUCUUGCGUUGCGUGACUUCCUCGAACGUUCUCUACAUUUUUGGAUUAUAAUAUUGAUAAAUAAUUAAUUUGGGGCAUGUUUACGUUUCAGCAUGAGUCAGCAGAUUUGCAUCAGUUACUGAAAUCAUAAAAUAUGUCGAGAAGCCACUACUAUUCGCCUGUUUAGUAUUUUCUAGAACCUUAUCUCAAACGGUAUACAAUUUCUAAGCAAGUUCUUUUGACGAACUAAGUUUUUUUCCACGAGCUGGAGUGCUGUGUUUAGUCAAGUGUGACGAAGGUCGAUUUUCAAGAUCUGUGUUUACAAGUUGGCGGAAGCCAUAAGAUAUAUGUUGUUCAAGUGAGAGUUUGUUAUUAUUGGCAGAGGCUGUUUAGUUUUACUUAAGUUCAAGUCAAGUUUGUGUUGGCAGAUGCUGUGUUUUAAAGCUCUGUGAAGACUAUGUUCCUUUGAUAUUAAACUUCGUUGUGUUAAUCCGACAUCCCUGCGUGCUAAUAGUCAGUGAAUAAUUAUCCUCAAAACCUUCGAACUCGUAACAUUGAGUUUUAGCCAAUUCCAUGCUCAACGUAAUUGACUCCCUACCCAUGCCUUACAUAUUUUUAAUCAGUACAUGGAACUGCUAUGCUGUUUUUGAACCCUGAUGUGACUAAGAAAAAUCGAGAAUUCUUUUUUCACUGUUUGUUUUGUUAGACUGGUUAUUCACCGCCAGUAACCUCAUAUUUGACUAAGGUCUAAACUUUUAGACCCAAGUCAGAUUUAGAAGGAUUUGUAUGGAGUCAUCAGAGCAUAACUGGGCUAAUAUCUCAAAGACAAUUUGUCCCGAAAUGCUAGUUUUUGGCAAGUAGGGCUCUUGGAUGUUGGUCUUUUAAGAAUAUCCUGACAAAUCCCAUAAUUUCACACAUUCAUGCCUUACUCUUACCAUAUUUCAUUUCUUACUAUUCCUCCGCAUUUACAAAUUAAUCUGUUCCACAACACAACCACGACGCCGAAGUGUACGCUCCGUAGCGUCUUGUUGUGUUUAUGUUUUUGUGUGUUUUUGUUUCGCCUCGUCGUUAUGCUGAUUGGCACAUGCCAGAACGUAACCGUUGGUUUAAUUUUUUCUUUAAGAGGUCGCAUGUUAUUGAACGGCCCUGUAGCUGACAUUUUGUUUUAAUUUUUCUUUUGUUUUUGUUCUUUUAGAGCCUCUUGACGAUCUUGAAGAUAUGGUCAGAGAAUCUUUUUCAAAAAUUCCUAAUAAGUAAGCGUUUUGUUUUCAUCUUGGCUGUUAAUUAAAACAGGGAGCUUAAGUGAUAUUACACUAGACGAUUCGCAACGACGAUUUUUAGCGCAACACCGCGUUGCAACGUUGUUUCGACAUUGUUUCGAAUGGCUACAACAUGCAACGCUGUGUUGUUUCCCAUCAACAACAACCGCGGCGGCUACGAAAACGUCAUUUGAAAAGUGAAUUCGUGCUGCUUCAAACUUUAUUGCGCUUGUUACACCUCGUGCAAUUCGUCAAUUGUUGGCAUUUUUUCUCCGGAGUUGAAUUAAAAAAGACCUGCAUCGAAGUUCAGGAAUAGAAAAGGAAAGUCGUUGUCUUGUGCUCGCGUCCUCCAGUAGACGUGAAAUUAGGCAUUUUUCACGUCGUACGGUAUCCGUGCAGUAACGGCAAAGAAACGUACAAAAAAGCGUGAUGCACGUGCAGAGUUGCUUUUUUUUCCAUUGUCGUUGACGUCGCCGUCGUCGUUGCUAAAGAUCCCUGAUAUUUCUAUGUCUUCAUUAACAUACCGUUGCGUUCCUCCUGUUUUUGACUGCUCUAGUUAACAGUCGUGAAACGCAACGUCCGCCGCUCUUUGCAAUCCAAAGUGUAACCUUUGACGUUUUCCAUUCCUCUGUCGUAGAGCCCAAUACCCUGUGAGCAGGGGCUACGUUUUUUCACACCGCGAAAAUGUUGCCUCUGCUCGCGGGUAAGAGCCCGAAAAAACGAUUUUAAAACGUAUGCGGGAUUUUUUUUUCCCUUCUGAUUCCAUCCAUUCUUAAGUACUCAAUCACAUUUGGACAAUUAGAUACACACUCAAUGAACAGAUAAAACGGUUUCUCAGUACAGUUUUGAAGGCGAUAGCCCCUAUUCGUGGCAAUUCAUUUCCGAAACAGUAAGAAAUUCUAGCAAAUAUGGUUGUUAAUCGUACUCAAAGUGCAACAUAAUCAUCACUGGGUUACAUUUGUGAUCUAUAUCUUGAGUAGGAAGACAACAAAAGUUGCACUGAUAUUGCCAGAAGAGUGGCGAAAAAAAAAUCGCCUUUGUAAACCCCCGCAAUAAAAAUGCUUGCUUAUCAGUUUGCAAUCUUUUUUUUUGCAGCCUACAACAAAGACCAACAUUUCAAGAAUACACAGUAUGUACAAAAUGUUGUUAACGACCAGUCUGCUGAGAAAAAAGCAAAUAAUUUAUUUUCCCUUUGUUAAUGAGAAAUUUGUUUAAUAAAGGGAGUAUCAAAAUGAUUCCCUUUUUUGGGCUUGGGGAUUGUUUCUUUAUUGUUGUUGUUGUUUUCUAUUUUAUUAUUAUUAUUUAUAUUAUUAUUAUUAUUAUUAUUAUUAUUAUUAUUAUUAUUAAAAUCAGCUCGUAAAAUCAGCGCAACAAGUAGUAAAUGGUAAAACUAUAACAAGUACGUACUAAAUAAAAGUAUGGAUAUACGGAAGGAAAACACUUUAACUAAAUAAGGAGUUCAGGUAGGAACUGGUAAUGGCACUCAUAUCAACAUACAGAACCUCAGUUUCCAAAACCUUAACCAAUAAUUUAAUGAUUAACCACUUAUUGUUUUUAUUAUUAUGAAUUAUAAUUAUUGCUGCUUUCUUUUUCUGGUAGCUAUAGUACAUCUUCGACAGGAGCGGAGGCACUAUGUCAUCGAAUUCUGUUAGGUAGCGUUUUAUAUGUUCACAAGUUUUAUUUUUAUUUUUUUAUUUUUAUUUGCUAGGAUCCCUUUGAUCUGUCAGUCUUCCAUAAAUUGUACAAAGGUAGGAGGCACGAUUUACAAUUUAGAAUUGAAUAAAAUAAUAAAUAAAUAACUGACCACACACUCCCUUCCACCCAGGACAUCAAGGCCUCUUUCCCCUCCCCCUCCACUGCACAGCAAAAUGUAAAUUGUUUUAUAGCAAGCAAAUGAAACUAGGAGAAAGUAUAAUGUAUAAUGUAUAAAGCUAAAAGCGAAGCUCUCUGUACUAUACUUACUGUGUUUACUGGACGCGGAGGUUCAGCUGGCGGAGUUGAACCAUUGUUGUCGCUGGCGCGACGUUGAGUGCACGAACUUAUAUGGGGGUCUGGAGGCAUACUCCCCCGGGAAAUUUUUAAAAUCGGACUCUGUAAAAUGCAAUUUCCUGCGUUCUCUGGACUGAAAUUAGUUAACAGGAGAGGUAUUUUAAGAGAUUAAAAAAAUUAAAUGAAUAAUUUGAUGUGGCAAUUGUAAUUAUCGGUUCGCAGUUGUUCGUUUUUUAGUUGUUUCCGAAUCGAAUUGGUAUCGGAAAGAGAAUACGAACCCCGGUGACAAAUGGUUUAAGAUGUGGCGAUUUUACUGUCCAGUCCAGUUGUGUCGUUGAGUCGUUAGAACCUUAAAAGGUCAAAUAAACUAUCUAGGUGUAUAUAUUGAUCAAAAUUUGCACUGUGGACCACAGAUUCAACAAAUUAACUUCAAAGACGUGAAAAAUGUAGGUAUCAUUUAAUAAAUUAAGAUAUUAUGUAGAUCUUCAUACUUUAAGGCAGUUGUACUAUCCUCCUUUAUUCAUCCAUAAUUUUAUUUAACUUAUGGUAUUACAGGCUGGGACCGUGUAACACCAGGUUACAAAAGAGUGAAACCAAACAGGGGUCAAUUGAAUAAACUUUUUAGAAUUGUAAUUUACAAGUGCAACUGUUGUUCUGGAGUCUAAUAAAAAUAGCUACACUGGUACAAGUUUUAUUAAUCUGACCCCGAAAAAAAUUUGUUCUUAGCAUGUUCUUUGCUCACAGCAGGGACAAUGCCAUACCAUACUUUAGUCUUUAGAAAUUCUUAUGCUGAAAAACAUUCACAAAUUGAAAGUAUCCCGGUUGACACAUAAAUCACUAAUAAGGCAACAAACGUCUCUGCGAUAUUCAAGGGAACCCUUACCCGCCCGAGCCUCUGCGAUUCAUAGUUACAACACCAGAUUCGUAUCUAAGCUUAGGCCUAGGGUAAGCAAUAAUUAUGGAGCUGCCACUUUUGCUUUUGUCAGAUCUAAAAUCUGGGAAAAAAAUCCGCCCGAAAUAAAAAAAAUGAAUGAAAAGAUAAAUCUCGUUUGAUAACUUCAAUAACCGCCGUAGACUGACCACAUUCCAGCUACCCUGCACAUGCAAUUGUACGAUUUAGUGAUAUGUGUAUCAAAAUGUCCAUAAGCGUGAAAAUGGUUAUAAUAAAACAAUCUUCUCCAAGGUGCCCUUGCGAAUUGUUGAAAUACAAAACAAUACCGCCGACGUUUCGUAAGUUCUCACGAAAGGCAGAUUUCCACUCUCCAUUUAUCUUUGCGGGCGUAUGUACGUAAAUUAUACAUGCACAAACAAAAUAGACGCAAUUCAGGAAAGUCGCGCGUAAACGUAAAAGUUGAACCCCGCUCAACUUUUAGGUUUACACGCGUGACGCUUCUUACAUUGCCUCCAUCUUAUUUGCGCGAGCAAAAUUUACGCCCGCGUAUAAAAACCUAGUGAUUUAAGAACCCACAGGAUGAAGUUUGGCAUUUAAUCAUAACUUUAACAAAAUUGUCAAAUCUGAUUGGCUAUCAACUGCCCUGAUUUCAGCCUUAAUUGGACAGUUAAUAGGACAGUACGCGUCAUGCCUAAGUAACUGGACAGUACGCGCCAUCACGUGCGCGCUUAAUUGGCUUUUUUUUUCACUUCUAGCAAAACAAAAUUUCGAACUUCUUGUGUUUUGAUUUAAAAAAUAGCCUAUUGUAUCACAAAUUUUGUUAGAGUUACGAUUAAUUGGUAACAGAACUUCGUGUCGUCCAAUUCGGUCUGUAAUCAUACUCGUGAUUAAACAAAUCGGACUGCCGCUACGUGGUCGUCCGAUUUUGUUAAUCACUCGUAUGAUUACAGACCGAAUUGGACUCCACUCAGUCCUGUUACCAUUACUAAUUGCACUACAACAAUCUCUGAAAAAUAGCAACCUAUUAAGAACCUAAUCAACCUGAAUUGUGAAAAACUACUUUAAAAUAUAACAACCUACUUAGCCUGACCUCGGAAAAUUCUAGGUUCUCAUAUGCGGUUUUUUACUGUAUUACGCGACAGUGGAAAUCUUCCCUAAGGUACAGAGGUGAACUUGUCGGUUUACUGCCUGUUGUUAGCGUCCGCUCCAGUUAAUUCUGAGUUUUAUUAUUUAAUCUUGUAGUGGUUCCAGUAAAGGAUGUCCAUCAGUUAGAAGUAACCUGGGUUCUUCCACCUCAACAAGAACAUUACAGGUCUGUUAUUACAGUUGCGUAUGAAGGCGCCAACAUCAAAUGCCACUUGCGCAGCUUCAAAGUCACAGCGGAAAUCCAUUGUCAUUCAUUAAUAUCAUUGGUUGAAAUUUCAUUUUAUUUCAAACUCAUUAUCAUAAACUUUCAUACCCAUUAACUCUUCAGUAACACAGGAAAAAUAUAAAUUUAAAAAUGUCCAAGCUACGACUGCAUGUGUCGCUGAGCAUGCGCCUCUGCUCUGUAUGGAUUAGAAUGUCCAAGUCGACGACAAAAGAGUCACAACUCAAGCUGUAUUUGAUUCCAUCUCUACAACACCACGUGCAACAGACGCAACAUUUAUUUUAGAUAUUUAUAAUAAUUAAUAUAUAGAUAUUUAACCAGGGCUAAAAGGGAAGCUUUCGUUAAUAUGCUUAUAAUUUACGCAAACAAAAACUAAAAUCAAUACAUCUAAUGAAAAAAAAAAAAAAAAAAAAAGGAGAAGAAGAAGAAAAACUUUGCAAGUGCAGCACACUUUUUUGUGCAUUUCUUUGGCUUUUUGAGACUUCCUAGUUACACGUUUUAUAGGGGGAAAUACGUCGUCCUAACAAAAUUGUUGCUUGUGUUUCUAUUUACUUUUUGUUUCACUGUCGCUCACGUAGACAACAAUAGUGUGAUUGCAGUGGCUUUUUGGUGGAUCAAUAAUGGUCUGUGUUUGCUUGCAUAAGUGCUACGGGGUUCGUACAGGUCAUGUAAAACCUGGAAAGUCAUGAAAUUUAAGUAUUUCAUUUUCCAGGCCUUGAAAGUCAUGGAAUUUAAUAGUCGGUCCUUGAAAGUCAUGGAAGAUUUGUUUCAUAGACUAGUUACUGCAGGUGAAAACGCAAGGACAAUGUAAUUAGAUAAAGAGGAGUAAUUAAACAGCUCAAACGGUGCGCAUUUUGGGGGGCACCAGAGUUUGUGUCUGUUGAACUGUUUAGGGUCUAAAAAUACCCUAAAAAAGGAAAGUUUUUUAAAUUUUUGAAAGUGCCAGCUAAACCGAAGGUCUUGGAAAACUUAAAAAGGCCAUGGAAAGUCACGGAGUUUAAAGAGCUCAAAAGAGUAGGAACCCUGUGCUAUUUGCUACAUAAGCCACCUAAGUAGUGUGGUAUCUUGGAAUGUUUCACGAAAGCCAAAUCGUGUUGCUGCUGAGAUGUUAAAAUUUCCGUGCGAUGUUGCAUCAUAUUUUAAUACUUAAUUUCUUAUAAUAUUUAAAAUUGAAAGGACGCUCUCUAAAACACCUCUGAAUAAAUACUUGUAUAAACGGGCUCUAAGGGUAGAAUUUUUUUGGUUCAUAUUUAUUUAUUUUUUGGGAAGUUUUGUUCUUUGGAGCUUAUGUAAAUAAAGAAAGCAAAAACGUAGUUCAUCUACCGACUUUGCAACACACAAACUUGUUUGGUUAGGCGAUUUACUAAAGGAGCUUCUUCUCAUGAGCUUGUUUUCUUUUAAGCUACAGUAUUAGGAGUGGAAGGGUUAAUUAUGUUAAUUAAUUUCUGUAGAAUCAAGCCGAUGCACUACGUAUCAUGGUUAAUGGGUCACGAAGGACCAGGCAGUAUUUUAUCGCUGCUAAUAAAAAGGUGAGAGAUAUCAGACAUCUUGUCUGACCUUCUUUGAGAAGAAAGUGACCAAAAUAUAUAGAGAGCCGAGAGAGUCCAUCAUGUCAAAAAAGUGUUGUCCGAACAUUGCGACCAGGCUAAUGAAUUCGGUUCCGUUUUUUUCAAAUUACAGAAGAGCUGUUAUCAACCCUGCUCAUCUUUGUUUUGUUUUGUUCUGUCUUUUUUUUUCUUUUGUUUGGGGGUGGGGUGGGUUAGGGGAGUUUGAAGACGACUUUUGAGCUAGCACAUGCUAGUUGCAGCUUGCCCAAAUGGCAAACUGUGAAACUGCCUUACUUUGCACCCUGCAGUCUAUAAGAGGUAGAGAAAAAAUCAUUCGUUAACAGUUUCAGUGAAUUCACUUUCUUUGUUGUAAGGAAAUGCUGCUUGUCGGCUAUAGGCCACAGAACGUGGCAAUGGAACUCUAAAGACGACGGUCUACAUGUAGAAAUAGCAAACGGUCAAAAAAGUAAAAAUAUACAUCUCGCCUGGAGUCCUGUACUUUGCUAUUCUUAUGUAUCUUUACAGAUCAUGGGCUGUCAGUCUCUUGUGCGGGAAUGGAGAGUCUGGACAGGAACAUAACUCCAGUUUCGCUCUUUUCCCAUGUUUAAUUAGUCUUACAGUAAGUAGCGUAAGACCUUGCACUUUUCGGUUUUGUCAUUAGAUGCACUUUUAUUGUGUACAGUAUCAAAGAAAACAGCUAAAACCAUGCAUUCAAAGCAGUCAUAGUCAAGUCAGUGAUUGUGGGUCCUGUUGUGCACGAAAGAGGCUUCUUAACUCUACCUCAGCGAUCAUUAUUUUUAUUAUUAUCAUUAUCUUUGUUAUUAUUAUCAUUGUCAUUAUCAUUAUAAUCAUAACUAUGACAAAAUUCUCAAAUCUGAUUAGCUAUCAACUGCCCUGAUUUCAGCCUUAAUAGGGCAGUACGCAUCAUACCUAAGUAAUUGGACAGUACGCUCCGUCACAUGUGCGCUUAAUAGCUUUUUUCACCGCUGGCAAAAAAAAAGAUCUCGGAAUUUCUUGUGUUUUGAUUUAAAAAAAGAGCCUUAUAUAUAUCCCAAAUUUUGUUAAAGUUAUGAUUAAUAGCGUAGCGCGCAGAUGACGUCAGAGUGACUAAUUUGCAUUUUUUGUCUGAGUUUUGUCAUUUUUCUCAUCUCAAUAACAAAAGACAGACAAACAUGACAUUUUAAUGACAAAAGUCAGACAAAAGUGAGGAAUUUGCUAAUGUUAAUUUCAGUUUGUUUGUCUGAGUUUCGGGUCUAUACAUAGUAACUGCGCUCGGUACUAGGGAACUUAAGAUGGAGACGUUUUCGGGGCGACGGCGACCGGACUGGCAGAGAAAGCCUGGAACUAAGGCAGCCGUCGCUCCCCGUCAAAAAUAGAACAUUAAGAUCGCAGUGAACUCAGAAGGACGGCGCCUUUAAUUAGAAGAAUACCGAAGAGGAAAAUAUGGCUUCACAUAAAGAAUUAAGGGAAUAAAUAUUUGCUAUGCAGACAACAUGUAUCGGAUGAAGAGUUUCUCGUUUUGUGGAAAAAUUAUGAGUCCAAAAAUCCCGAUUUUCCUCGGGACAGUUACGAUCCGUUCAAGCUAAAAAACAUGCAGGAUGCAGCUGAGUUCAAGGCAGAAUUUCGUGUUGAAAAAAAAAUGUUCUCCACAGGCUUGCCGAAGCCUUGCAAAUUACAGGAACAUUAAAAUGCUACCAAGGAACCGUAUUCUUAGUUUGGCAUUGAAAUAAUUCCCGGGAAAUACUAGCAUGCAACAACAACAACAACGGCAACAACUUUAUUUCAGUAUUCCCACGCCGAGUUAGUACAUGGUAUUACCUACUAUUCUAUAUAAUUUUCAAUGCGUUUCAUUUAUACGAUGUUCUAACGAAAAGAGCGAACUAAAAACACACAAUUGAAAUGUUCAUAUCAUAUUUUUUGUCUGGAUACCUUUAUUUGGCUCGUGGGAAAAUUUUGUCCCAUGUCAAGCUCACUUACGGUUGGCUGUUUGCCAAGUUGGAUCUUGACCCUGUGAAAUGAAAACAUAGAAACAUUCAAAGAGGUAAGUUUAGCGAACAUAGCUUGGAAAGCGAGCUUGAAAUGUGCCUCAAAGAAAACAAGGACAAUUUACGAACGAUAAUCUGCAAAAUGUUGGUUGCUAAACGCAACAAACCUGAUUGAAAUGACAGUUAAAUACUCACGUUUUCGCCACAACGCCAAACAGACCAGUUUCACGUCGCCGACGGGACCACGACGGCAAGGUGGUGAGCGCGAGCAUGCGCAAUAUCCAACAAAUGAUGAUGUCACGUCCGGUUGAAGUUGCCGUCGCCCCGAAAACGUCUCUAUCUUAAGUUCCCUACUAUUGGUAACAGACCUUCGUGUCGUCCGUUUCGGUCUGUAAUCAUACUCGUGAUUAAACAAAUCGGACUCCGGCUACAUGGUUGUCCGGUUUUUUUAAUCACUCGUAUGAUUACAGACCGAGUUGGACUCCACUCAGUCCUGUUACCAUUACUUAUUAUCAUUGUCAUUAUUAUUGUCAUUAUCAUUAUCAUUUUCAAUAUUAUUAUUAUUAUUAUUAUUAUUAUUAUUAUUAUUAUUAUUAUUAUUAUUAUUAUUAUUAUUAUUAUUAUCAGUAUGAAUUUAUGAAAGGUCACAAGCGGCCCAAUAACGCGAAAGCUACCAAUAUAACACCUGAAAGAAAAAACGCCCAGGACACGAAAUACACCCUUUUUAACGAAAGGUGUGGUAACAGUUGGUAAAUUUUCAACAUGUUUUUCUAUCGUAGGAUGAAGGUAUGGACCAUAUUUAUGAGGUAAGUUUGGUGUCUUGCGCCAGUCGUGCACCAUAACAAUGUGGCCGUGGCGCUACAGACUUUUGAUCCGAUUCAUAAAAUCUAUUACACUUCAUUAGCAAGCCACUGCCGCUAGAAUUUAAGUGCACGGGUAAAGAGGGCGAAUACUUAACCUUGUGUUGGCAUCAUUCACUCAACGCGCUGAUACAUUUGCGACAUAAUCGUGGCAAUAUUUAAUACAUGCUCCAGAAAAAAAAUGAACAUUAAGCGUCUUAUGUGAAGUACACAAAUUACCAGGAGCAGUUCACUUAACAUCAAUUAUUUUAGGUAGGAAAGUCACUUGCUCGCGCUUGACAGCGCCUGCCUCCAAUCUAUCCCCCAGCCGCGGUAAAGCGGUCGUUGCAGCUUGCCAAUGAUGCGUUACAAUUUGAUGCGUGCCAUGCUGCAACUUAACGUCUAUUUCUGUAUCGACAGAUUUUAACGAUCGUGUUUCAAUAUCUGGAAUUACUAAGACAAAAAGGGCCGCAGGAAAGGUACGUAUGGAUAGGGAACUUUAGUUGUAAAUAAAUAAAUGAAUAAAUAAAUAAAUGAUAUGGAUAUGAAACCUCGGUUAAAAAUAAAUAAGUAAACGGGUUAAUAAAUGAAUGAACGAUUGAAUGAAAGAAUGGAUUAAUUAAUGGUUAAGUGAGUGAGUUAUUAACUGAAUGGCUAAAUGAAUGGAUAAUUGGAUGGAUGAAUGAAUGAAAGAAUUAUGGCAAUAAAUUUUGUAUCAGAAGAGAAUUAAGAGAUGUACUUGAGCAUUAUAAUUAAUACAGGUUCAGCCCUCUUGAAGGUGCAAACUGACUCUGUCUACGCAAAACUGUCUGUGUAAAGAAUUUGCUCAAGUGCCUGUGCCUUUGUCAUUAUGCGAAGACUUCAAACUGAUGUUAUACUAAUACACUGUUUCAUGCGACGAACCAAACUGGGUAAGCCAAGUUCAAGAUAAGUUCGACGUACGACUGUAAAUUGAAACGUUUCUCCGUAACCUUAAUAAUGACGUCAUGACGGUGCCGCAACGUGGGCUUUCUUGACUUGUUUUUGGGAAUAGAUAAAUUAUUAAGUAAAUGACGUAAUUAUUUAAAAACCGUUAUAUUCCGAACAUAAGCCCCACCAAAUAUAAGCCUGCCAAACUCGUAACGUAAAUCGCCCCUACAAACACAAGCCCCCGGGGGCUUGUACGCGGAAAUUGCCCUCAAAUUCAAAAUAAACACAGCAAAAACUGUACAGUAACUCAUACAUUUGGCAUUUGCCAAAGAACUUUCACGUGUACCAAAUGUUUGUAGUCAAUAAGUGUCAUAGUAUAUUGCUGUUUGCUUAUUUUACUCUUCAGUCUUGGCAUGGAUUUCCUCGGUUCAUAUAGACGGAGUACUGGCAUGGCUGCUUCUUAGAAAGAUCUACGUCCUUAAGGAGAGUUUCAGCAAAGACUAGCCGCAAAUUACUGUCACAAAUUUCCUUCCAACUAUAAGCUAGCCCAAUCGAUUUUGAGACGUAUAUUUCCCUCCCAGUAUAAGCCUGGGCGAUUUUAAAACGCAAAUUUCCCUCCGUGUAUAAGCCCCUCCAAAAAUAAGCCCCUCAAAAAGGGCCUUUGAAGAAUAUAAGCCCCGGGGCUUAUUUUCGGAAUUUCACGGUAUGUAAUGCAUUUUCGUACCAUGCUAGGUAAGCAUAUUACCUCUGAUUGUUUACAGGAUAUACAAGGAACUUCAGACUAUUGAAAAUAAUGAGUUCAGAUUUCAAGAACAGGUAAUAUAUUUCCUUUAUUUGUUUAUACAUUUGUUUGUUAAAUCUAAUUAUCGAUGCAAUUAAUUAUGUGAGCGCAGUGGUAUACGACGAACGUUGUGCCAUUACGUUGCUGGAUUCAACGCGACGGCUACCAAAACGUGGAAAAACCUGAUUUCAAUUCACUGGUAUUAAUAACUUUUACUUUGCUUUUGACUGGAAUCUGUUAUAAGGUUUUAUUGGUGUAAAUGCGGAUGCCAGAACAUGCAUGUUUGUCACGCGCGUAAGGCACAAGAUAGUGUAUUUGGUAAGUAGUGAUAGCUCCUCCAUCAGGGUUUAUGGAACUCCGAAGGAGGCCUGAUACAUCCACAUUCACUGGUUCUUUUCAUCGUACUAACCCAGCGUACUCGCGUGGUUGAUUUUGUCAAUAAAGUGGAGUGGUUAAUGGGUACUCCAUUUUAAACACUUAAAAUUUACUCAAAACCUUUCUCUGAAACCAAAUGUUUUAUUCUUCAAUAUUUCUUGAAUAGCCUUUUGUAGUUGUUGCUUAAACUCAUGAUACCAUUUACAGUCGAACCUCCACUAAUGGCCACCUCUCUACAACAGUCACAUUUUUGUUUUGUCAUGGCGGAAAGUCCAUACAUUGACUCUUGUUUAAACCUGUCUACAACGGCCACUAAGCGCGGCCCAAACUGCCAAAAUAACCUCGAGACAACGGCCAGUUUUGUUUGUUUGUUUGUUUGUUUGUUUUUGUUUUCAUUGACUGACAAAAAGUCAAGAAUGGUCGUGAAAUUUAAUCCGUAUGGCGCCUUGAACAUUAAUUGCGGCUAUCGUAUUUUGAUUGUGUUGAAUUUAUACUGCUGCAGUAAGCAUUAACUGUCUACCAUAUUUCUAGCGAAUAUUGCGAUCCUUGCUCGUUUUGUCACGUUGGCGUUUUGUUUUUUUCGUGUUUUAUUUUAUAUAUUAUAAAUGAUUCCAUUACUGUUAACGAAUACAGUUAGCAUAAGCUUGGCACAAUAAAAACGUUGUACUGACUCCCCUUAAUGACCACUGUUUUCUGUCCCCAAGGUGGCCAUUGUGGAGAGGUUCGACUGUAUAUAUUUAUUUGUUUAUUUUACUGUAGUUAGAGAAUUUGUUCGUUCAUUUUCAGUGCGAGCCGUACGACUAUGUCGAGGACCUUGUAGAAAAUAUGCAGGUAUGAUGUAGAACUUAGUUUAAAACACUCGAGUCGAGUAUUUUAUUCGCGAUUUCUCAAACAGAUCACAAGUUUAGGUAUUAUUUGUUCCCUCCCAAGUAGUAUCUGUGAGGCUAAUUUGUCAAAUAAAUGUCUUGUUCUGUUUGCCUUUUCCAGCUUUGUGUUGCAAACAAAUUUGCACCUUUCAUAGGCGACCAAUUUUUCAGGGUUGUUGUUUUGUUUGUUUGUUUUUUUUUUUUCAGAUUAGUAUUACCUCGCUUAGUCCAAAUUUAUCAGCCACUAUGACUGCUAAUUUAGAAACCGUAUUGCCAUUUCUAGUUACAUACAUACAUACGUACUUUAUUCGUUCCAAAAGGGCUUUUUAGUAUAAAGAUAACAUUGAUAAUUAAUGUAUAAUACAAACGGAGCCGAUGAACAACAGAAGUUAUUAACUAAAAGUGGUAAAAACUAUGUACACCGAUAACUGAGUAAAAACUGGACCAAAAAAAAAAAAGGUCUUACUAUGUCUAUGAUCAUAUUUCCUUGUGUUGCUAACAAUACGGAUUUAGUUGACUUACCAAAGUGGUAACCGGGUACUUACCCUAUUUUUUCGUAUUACCUAGAGAGACAAACUUAAAACCUGCUUCGCAAUACGAGUUUGUUUUCCAUCUUGUCUAAGAAAAUGCUGCAUGAACUUGCGAUGAAAUACCCAUCUCAUGCUUGUAUUGUCUUUGAUAGCUGUACCCAGUAGAAGAUUAUUUAACAGGAGACAACCUCAUGUGGGAAUUCAACGAAGAGGUAGUUUAAAAAUUAUAGAUUUAGCCGAGACUAAAGGCGAAGCUCCCGUUAAUAAUAUAUUGCAAUAAAAAAUCCAAUUAGAGUUGUCUGCAAUCAUGAUACUGGUCAGCGGAUACCCUGUUUUGAUAGCUGGCAAUUCACCACAACAUGGAUGUGCAAUAUCAGGUUGCAGGUUUCCAGACAUAACUGUGAACAUUUCCCAUUGGGUGCCUUGCGGACGGACAGGCGGAUGGACGUACGAUCAUGCGACUACCAAAAUUUCCUGGAUGGAUACGUCACCCUAACCAAAUUUUCUUCGCUAUGGGGUACCACUCGCGCGUGCGUGGAGCUUCGCUAAAAAUUCACUUACGCUCUGUUGCGACAUACUGAUGAUUUUGCUUGACUCAUAAAUGGCUUUUGCUGAGAGCGGUUCAAGAAUUUGGAACAAAGACGCGUGUAUGGUCGUGUCGUUACACUGAAGUUUCGAUAAUAACACCCAACCCCAACCACGCCCAUCUACAGACAGUUUGACAACCUUGCUUAGUUGUAGCUGGUUUCCAAAAAAUAGCCGGGGUUUUGGACCAGUCAGAAACGGGAAUUUUUGUUGGAUAGAUGUCAAUUAAGAUAACUAAAAAUUUAACCCUGCUGGUUUCUUUGCGCAUGUUUGUAGGUAAUUCAGAAUGUACAAAACCUUUUAACGCCAGAAAGAGCCAACAUCAUGCUGUUAUCAAAGAAGUUUGGCGAGGAGUGCACUGAUUAUGAACCUUGGUUCCAGACCCCCUACAACUGUUCUGGUAUGUGGUGUUGCACUGACUAGUUUUCAUUACUCCAUGGUGCUUCGUGUGUGAUCCGCUGGCGCGGCAAGAAAAAAAAAGAAACAAACGAACAAACAAAGAAAAAUAACCUUUUAGAAUGUGAUCAUCUAUGUGGAAGACUGUGAGCAGUCUCUUAUUUCUCUUUGCAAAAUUGCUCCACGAAUGAGCCAUGCACGCAACCGUUGAAGCUUCGAGGCAGCGCCUUUGUUUGCAGCCUCUCUGGCUGGGAUAAGAAAUGGACGGAUUUUAAGAGAAAAGGAGGAUUCAUGUGACGAUUUGUUCAUUGCAGCGAAGCAUCUCCUCACAGAAAAGAAAAGGUCUAUGCACGAGCUUAAUAGCCCAUCUGGCCGGAGCUUAGUACCCCGUUUUGCAAAGCAUGAAGCGACUAGGAAUAUGUAUUAUAGUCCAAUGCAGGGUGAUGCACUCCUUUGUAAUUAAUACUUAGCAAUUAUUGGAUAAGGCUGCUAGUAUGUUCUUAAGAAUUCGGUCUCGCCGAUUACAUCGUCCGAGAUGUGCAUUAUUCUUCAGAUCUCUAAGAAAGCCGAAUCCAAUAAUAGUCUUCACUUAAUAUAAUCUCUACUUUAAAAAACAAGCUGAAACAUGCUUACCUCGAUCGAUGUUAAACUCGUGUCUUCAUUCGCCUGCUUCUCGAUAAGUCUAGUAGACAUUCUUCAAAUAGCACAUGUCAGCCGUCGAGUUGUAUUAUUUUUGUUCUUUCUAUGCUGUGAAGCAGUAUCUCGGCUAUUUUUUUCUUUUUUUUUUUAAACGUUUGAAAUGUUCGGCCAUUUUAUCUUCCCUAGCUAGGGCUUCUUAGUUGCCGUCCCUCUUUUCUGGUGAUUAUUCUGUACUAUCACCGUAAUUUUUAAGGAGUUAUUAUAACUCCAAAAAUGAAGUAAAAAUUUGAGGUACAGGAUAACCCCUUUUUGGGGGUUACUUUAACUCCUAAUUUAACUCCAAAUUUGGGGUCAUUUUUACUCCGGAAAAAGAACUCUUUUUACUCCCAGUCUGGAGUUAAAAUGACUCCGAAAAUGGGGUUAUUUUUACUCCUUGCAUGGGUUGUUUUUACUCUUUUUCGAGUUAAUUUAACUCUGAAAGUGAAGUAAAAAUUUUAGGUACAGGAUAACUCCGUUUUGGGGGUUACUUUAACUCUUCAAUAUCGGGGAUCAUUUUUACUCACGAAAAAGAGUUCUUUAAACUCCUUUUUGGAGUUAAAAUAACGCCACUGUAAGGAGUUAAAUUAACCCCACUAGAGGAGUUAUCAUAACUCCUUGAAAAUUACUGUGAUUGAUGGCAUUUUCCAAAUAUCGCUAGUGUCUUCCAAAUUCUGCCAGCGCUAGCUGGUUACGAGGGGUUAGGUGUGGUAUUUGAGCCAAUGAGAAAAGGAGAAAUAUUUUGAAUCAAUAAUACACCUUUAAUUGAUAUUGGUGGUUUAUAUGAUCCUAAAGGGACCAAACAUGGAGCGUUUUUUAUCUAAGUGGCUGAAAUGUUAUUGUUAUUGCUCGGCUUUGUACUGCCGCCCUUUGUUACUAGUUAAUGAAACGCGUGCGAUCUGUUCAGCCAAUCAACAAAGUUGGAAAGCGACAAGUUACGUAUUAAAAUGUUUAAAGUACUCUCUUGUUACGUUUAAUUUCAGAUAUUGACUCAGAGUGGCUUGAACAAUGGAAAAGUAAGUCUUUAAGUGCCUUCCUUCUUGUAGUUGCUCUGCCGGGUUGAUUUCCACGGCAUAAAGUGUGACAAUAAACAAGACAAUAAACUAGUUGCUUAGCUCCCUAGCCGUAGGAAACAGAGAACAUUUCUUGACCCUAAGACUUGUUUACCCGAUAAAUCAUGUCUAGGGAAGGUAAAGGGUAAGAUUAGUGCGCACACGAGCCAAAAUGGUCGGAGCUCAUCCCGGUUUCAUUAGCAUGAUGCACGCUUGGGAGUAUCGCUACUCCUCCCUGGAAGGGAUGCUAGUCCAUCGCAGGGUUACCCCCAACAGUAUGUCGCUCGUACCCAUUUAUACAUCUGGGCCCAGUUGUUCGAUGGUCGAUUAGCGUUUAACCCAGGGUUAAAUGUAACCCGGUUUCUUUUUCUCUUGUUCAAAAGCUUUUUCUUGGAUAAUUUCUCUGUUAUUUUAAGAGCAUCCAAUCAUCAGUUUGUUCAUGUACUUUUUAAGCGUUCUUACCUGAAUUCAAAUUUUGAAGUAACCCUAGCUUAACCCAGCUUUGAACAACUCGGCCCAGGGUAAAGAGAAACAAAGUGGAAUACGUUCCUUGUCUAAGGAGACAUUGCGACGGGCGAGGCUUGAACCCCAGACCUCCGGAUCCGGAGUUCGAGGUGUUAACCGCUCGGCCACACACGCCUCCUCAUGUCUAGGGAACGUGUGCAGAAAUUCCUUACUGAUGACUUGUCACUACCCAGAUCUGGGUAGUGCUUCUGAUUGGCCGUGCCGCGAGGGAAAUUUGCUUUAGCUAAUCAGACCAAAGCACCACCCAGAUUUGGGUAGUCACACGUCAUCAACAUGGAAUUUCUGCGCUCGUUUCUCAGACGUUAUUCCGAGGGGAAAUCAUUUGUGGUAUCGGGUCUUACUGAGCUACCACGUUUUUCUACAGUUAGUGGGGAACGUUUAAAAUGCAAAGUCCAUGUGAUCAACCUUAGCUCGAUAUGCUAACAUAACCGAAUUGACAUUCCAGGCGCUGUAGUAUGGGUCAUGUAGCAGCUGCUCGGGAGAGAAGUCACCAAUGGUGCCUAACCCUGAUCCCAAACAACACUGAAACAUUGAAAAAAUGACAUGUCAUUGUUUUCUGCGACCAAUCAGGAGAAACCUUGUGAGCAGCUCCUACACAACUGUAUAAUAUUGCUUCCCGAAACAGACAUAUUCCAACGAAGUAAAUUUGUUUCCUUUUACCCUUCCUCGUAAGCUACAGGAAGAAUUCGUAACAGCUUUCACUGUAACUAUUUCUUGUUCGUUUGGCUUCAGUUAUGAUUGUUCCAUUAACCAAUUCGUGGAGCAAGGGUGGAGCAGUGGUGAGAGCACUCGCCUCUCACCAAUGUGGCCCGGGUUUGAAUCCCUUCUCUGUAAAAACCAACACUUCCAAAUUCUCAAUUCGAUCUGUAAGUGCCCCGUGGGUAAACAAUUAUUGUUGAAUUGAAAUUGAACGCUUUCCCUCUAUUUAUUUAUUUAUUUAUUUAUUUGUUUUUGUAGAUCUUUCUCUAAAUCCAGAGCUUCAUAUUCCUGAAGAAAAUAAAUUCAUCGGUAAGUGAUGAUUCGAUGAAGCCGUUACUUUAUCAUACCACACAAAAAUUUACUCUCUGAGGUCACAUCCUAGUUAAGGUUUAAGUAAGGGAAAAGUAAUAACACCUAAUUACAGUUAGUAGUUGCGCUUAUCGCACUUUUUGUUUAUUUAUUUUUCCAUUUAUUUAAUAUGUUUUACCCGUUUCGGUCUAUCUGUGACUGGUCAUGCCACGCUCUUUUCUGAAAGAGAGGAGAAGUGUGUGACAAGCUGCUAAGGAGACUGUUCAUAAGAGUAAAGAAGUUGAAAUAUGUGCCACUUGUGUAACGUUGAUCUUGUAAUGAUCUUGUAAUGAAAACUUUCCUUAGUUUAAAAAGGCCUUUUUAGUUUCACUGUCAGUCGUAGACAAUUUGCAGUACAUGUAUUAUGAUACAUUUUACUAAUACUUGUACUCGCUAGUUUGGCACCGCCGUACCUUGCCCAUCGGAGCUUAGUAAGAGGCAAGGCGUCCCUUUUUUCAUUUUGCUUGAGUGAAGUGUGAGGGCAGUGUUCGAUUUAAAUGAGUAAUGUAAGGAAUUUUAGGAGCGGGACCUGCCGGUUGUAGCGAAAGCUGAUGAUAAUUCCUAUUUGCUUAUUUACAGCAACUGAAUUUGAAAUCAAAGAUCCUGACAGGACGAUAUCCGAGGUAGAGAUGACAUAAAUCUCAAUUGUAUUCACCAAGUGUUUAACUCUUUGUAGUUGUUAGACAACAAGUCAUUACGAACGGAUAACUGAACUGAAGUUUGCCGUCACGAUCAUGUUGACUUAUUUUGUUGCAAUUUCAGUUUCCAGAACUAGUUCAUGAUUCUCCUCUUGGAAAGGUCUGGUACUUAAAGGACACGAAAUUCAAAAUGCCCCGAGGUUUGUAAUUCCUCGUCCUCCAGUUUUACUUGCGGACACUUGGUCACCUCUCUUCCCCGUAGAUGCCUCUUUGUAUCGUCAUGUAUCGUAGGGGGAGCUAGAGAGAGGGAAAAAGAAAGCCGACGGGGAACGAUGGGAAGGGGAAAGAGAAGAGGCGAGGCUCCCGCCCUUUUCCUCCUCCCAUCGUACCCCGCGCGCUUUCUAUUUUUCGAUUAUUGAUAUUUUAUUGGGAUACUUAGCGGGAGCCUCUGCGGAGGAGAGAGCUUGGACUCUUGUCUCAGUGUCAUGCUGCUUUCUAGUAGACCAUUCCUAUGCUAAUGUUGGUGCCUUAUAUUGAACCUACGUUAUGUUGAAAUUACAUGUUCUUAAACUUUAUGAACAGCUGAUAGCAUUUGAAGUUGCGUUUGUGUAAUUUUUUUUUUUUCUGACAUCGCCGAGGUGUAACGUUUUCCUUUUAUUAACAGAGAGGAAGCAUUAAGCUUCCCACGCAGACGCUCUUUUGGCUAAAGGCGUUACGAAGCCCUUAAAACGUCUGCAUGUGAGGUUAGGCAUUCUACUUACGGCGAAACUCGUAGGCGUUUGGAAUUCUUUGCAUGUUCUUGUACUGUGUUUAACUUUUUUUUAUGUUUUUCUGUAUCCAGCAAGGUUUUAUUUUCACCUCAUUUCGCCGCUUCUAAGCUCCAGUCCUGAAAGGUGAGAAGCGUCUUUUUUUUAACGUUUUUCAAUUCGGUCAUUACAUUUCUUGAUCCGAUGGGGGCUGGGGACUGGGGGCGGGGGUGGCAAUUUCGUGAAUUGUGAACACGCCUGGGGCAAAUUCCAGUGUGAUUCUUGUCUCCUACGCAGCGGUAGUGUGUUGAAAAAGUGCUGAACGUUAACCGUUUUAUGCCUUGUCACGCAACUUGUCCUCCCGAGCAGCAUUGCGUGACGAGUUCAACAGUGGCUGCCAAGGGGCGGAAAUCCUUCAGUCUCAUCUUAUUUGAAAAGGUCCUUGCACUAACUUGAAAGUCCAACAAUCAUGGACACAAGUUGGCUUGUUUGAUGUUCUCCCUGUUUGAGUACUUAGUAACACAACCAUGGUUGGUGAGAGAAGAGGGGGGAGGGGUGGGGGCUUUGUCUCUAGUAGUGAGGCUUCACCCCAUAUAAACUCCAGGCUUUAAGUUCGGGCCUCCCCAUCACUAUCUUUUUCUGCAUACUUUCCUUUAAACUCUACAACCUGUAACGUGACAAAACAAACCAAUCAAAUCAAUCAAUGCCGCGGAAGCAACGUUUCUUUUAACUUUAUAUUUAUUUAUUUUUUUAUUAUUAUUUUUUUUAUUUUUCAGCAUGGUUCUAGCAGACAUGUUCCUAAGUGUAUUGGAGUAUAACUUGAAGGAAAUCGCCUACGCUGCUGAUGUUGCUCAACUAGCGUAUGUCUAAAAGUUUUCGUUCUUUUUAUUUUCUUUCGCCUUAUCUAAAUGAUCGAUCUAUUAAUGUAUGAUACAGUGAAUGGAAAUAUACCUAGUUACUUAAGCGAUCUUUUCUCGAAUGUCUGUGAGAACAACCCUUAUAAGUCUAUGCUAAGAAAUGCGGAGUAUAAUGUUGUACUGGACCACGUUCCAAAAACAGAAUAUUAUAAGGGGUCUUUCUCAUACAGAGGAGGAAUGCUGUGGAAUUCUUUACCAAAUGACAUAAAAGCGUCCAAAUCUAAAGCUAUCUUUAAAAGAAAACUGGCUAGUAGGCAGGCAAACUGUUGACUACAUUUUACUAUAUUUUAUUAUUUGUACAUAUUUUUAGUGUAGUUGUACAGUAUUUACUUCUGUUUCUAUACGGCUUUCAUGUAAAGAAGUUAUGUAACUUAUGAAAUAACCGUAUUCAAAUAAAAGUGAAUCAAUCAAUCAAUCAAUCUCCCUUGACAAGCUAUCCUUAAUCGUCUAAACAUGAAAACCUUACAAGGGUUACCUUUUUAAAGAAAUACCUAUCAAGUUAUACAAAAGAUGUACUCGCGUUAAAAAUACUUCAGUGGUGUUUUGUUAUUUGCCUCAAAAGGCAUUAGUUUAAUUUCGAGGGCCAAAUGAUCGAGGCGCUUUAAGCAGCUAACAGAGUAACUACAAACGUUUUGUUUCUUAGGUACUCUAUGACGAUCAGCGAAACUGGGAUUGUACUUAAACUGGAUGGAUUUAACGACAAAUUAGCGGUGUGUGACAAUUUCUCCGACCUUAACUUCGGCGCGAAAUUUCAGCAUUACUUUGUACUUUCACAUCUGAAAUUGCAAAAUUGCCGUGGCAACGUUCGUACGUCUCAAUGCCUAGCUUGAUUCUCCGACGUCCGAGGUCGUUCGCGGUCCCUUUCCUUUCAACGACCUCGGACGUCUGAGAAUCAGGCUCAUCAAGAAGGAUUUUAACAGGUAUUUUGUCGAAAAAUUCAGAAACUUGUGAACGUAAGCCAACAUUUAUGCUCUAAACUUUUCAGUGCGUGGAGUUCUCUUGUGAGCGUAAAUUGUCCCUCGUGAUAUAUAAUACGUAUUCAAAAACUCAUCAAUAAUUUGUAAAGAAAAAACAAAAGAAGUUAAUGUUUAAUGAGUGUCUUUGUAUCUGCUAAAGACACGGCUAAACUUUUCGUCCAAUUUUGUAGCCCAGAUUAACCCGAAAUCCGUUCAAAAAACUCACAGUCGUGCAUUAUCAGUUGUAAAAACUCUCGGCUUGGCCUCGAGUUUUUAAACCUAAUAUUAUACUCCUGCUCGUUUUUUUUUUACACAGUACAUCAUUUAGCAAACUCGUGAGAUAAUUUCACCCGUCAUCAUUUGAUUACACAUACUUAACCAAAUUCAGCAAAUAAUAAUAAUAGUAAUAAUAAACAAUAAAAGAAACGUUUAAAUAAUAUAUCCGUUUCAGUAACAAAAUAUGUUGAUUUGUUUGCUUAUUAUUUCAUUUAAGCAUAGUUAGUAGGGGAGACUGGAUAUGAAAGCCGGCAAAUAUCAAAGUUGAAAAUAACGGUGCUGUAGUUUAUGUUGGCAGCUCCCUGACCAUGCACAAUCCUUUGCUUUUUGUUCACAAAUUGUCUGAAUAAAUUAAUGCGAUAAUCAGUCAAUAAAUUGAAAAUUGAACGUUGUGCACGGUCAGGUCCAAAAGAGCUACUGUAGCAAAAACAUGAAACAAAAGGCGUCUGACGAGUUUCAUAACAAUUCCAUUUUAAUAACUGUUAUUUAAGUUGUUAUCAUCAUCAUCAUCAUCAUCAUCAUCAUCAUCAUCAUCAUCAUCAUCAUCAUCAUCAUUAUUAUUAUAUCUUUUAUUUUAUUCUACUUUACUAUCAUUAUUUUUGUAUUGACGCCAUACUAAACUAGGUGUCAGGGUGGUGACAUUAGCUACUAUUCUUACGUUAUAAACAUUCACCUAUUAGCGCUCUUAUGCAGCAACGAGAGCGAUGGAAAUUGCACUACUGAUAAGUACUCAAGCAACAGGUGUACUUUCAUUAUCCCUAAACAGAUUUAAAGUUAUCAAGAUUAUAGACAUCGAAAUCACGUUUACGUUUAAAUAUACUGACAAGUUUUGUUUGUGUUGUAGCUGCUAUUCGACACAGUCAUUAAUCACAUUGCAGAUUUUACUAUCAGUCCCCAAACGUUUGAAAUGGUCAAGGUAAGCCUGUCCGCUUGCAAUUUUUGGCUUGUAUUUCUGUUUCCUACAUUUUACGUGCCCUCUGUGAAGACGUUCUAUUAAUCCAUGCAGAGCUUCGUAGUAAGUUCCUCGUGGUUUUAUGGUACGCAAUGACCAUAACUACAGCAGCAGAAACAACAACAACAACAACAACAACAAAAUACCAAAACGACGAAACUUACAUGUAAUGGAAUUAAAUAACAAAAAAGAUAUAUUGGUUUCCUAAAAAAACUAAAGUCAUGAUAGCAAGGCUGGGAAGUCAAUUACAUGAGAUAGAUUGCAAUGCUAGGGUCGGACGAACUCAUAAAAAACAGACGACACACAACACAAACACUCCGUUACUACCCAUCUACAGUUUUUAAAUACUUGAGCCCGGCUGGGUCGCUUAGCCGAGGUGACUUUUUCCCGGUAUUACGCCAUCUCGAUACUGGGACCCAAGCUAACACUAUUAUAGGUUGACUAGGUUUUUAUGCAAUCAAGAAACUAAUUUUGUUGCGUUAUACUAAUAUGCCGUUAUCUUGGCAAAAAAAUUCAACCUGGUAAACUGGGCCAGCCCAGAACUUGUAAUCAGCCUUUACCAAAUCAAAUAACUACUACCAUUAUAGGGAAACGUGAAAUCGAUCAUAAAAAGAUGCACUGCACAUACAUCUUAGAAAACGUAUACUCACAAUAGAAUUAUUACUUCUAAAUAUUAAUGAUAAUAAUAAAAAAAAAUUCCUCAGUUCGGAGCCUCACGUUCGGAAGUGAUGGUACUGAAAACCUUCUCCAUAUUAGACAUAGGUAUAUCCGUAUGUCUCUCCGUGUCUAACGGAUACUCCCUCUGUACUCGUUAUAUUUCACUUCCUAGUCAUCAACAUGCUUCAUCUAUCCCGGCGCGAUUGAUCUUGGCAAUCGAGUGAGCUGCCGGAUGUUUUGUUGUUGAGUCACUUCUAAUUUAUUUACCAAUUCGUGUUCUAUUUAUAUUUGUAGCGUAAGCUGAUGAGGUCUUACCGUAACACAAUAAUCAAACCACAGAAGUUAGUCAGGUAAGGUCCCAUUACUGCAAAGUUCGACCCGUGGUUAACGUAGAAGCAAAUUCAGAAUAUAGGUAAAAUAUAAAAGGCAAUAAUCCGGAGCUUAUAUUAUCCAUUUACACCUUUUGCUGCUUCCUGCCAAUGCCUGAGUGCCUGCUACACGAUGCUCAGAAAUGAACUGUGAGGUGAAACCACCAAAGGCGCGCGUUUUUGGAUGUCAUCUUUAAGGCUUUUGGCUCAAUUGAGUCAGUGAAAGCUGGCAAUUUUCAUUAGCUUUUCAUUAAUCCAUUCGCCUCAGGGAAUUUUGCCGAAAAGCGUGUUUUGAAGCUAGCCGAGCCGUUUUCAAGUCUCUGUAUGGUUAUAAACAGCCAUAUAGCGCAACAGUUUUUUGUCCAUUGAAUAAAAAGGAAGAACCACCAAAGACUCCAUCAUUUACUCUGGGAUUAAGUGAGAUAUGUUAACCCUUUAAGCCCUAAGAGUGAUCAGCAUCAAAUUUCUCCUUGUGAUACCAAUGCUUUGUAAAACAAAGUGGUCAUACGAAUUACGCACAUCAUCACACAAGAUGAAUUUGCUUGAUAUUUUAUCAACUUCUCCCCACUACGUCUGUAGGAAAUGAAUAGAGGCAAGAAAUGAGAAUUCAAAUUUUGAUCGUAGGGUUUAAAGGGUUAAUUAUGUAUAAUUUUCUUUCGGAAUGAUUUAUUUAUUUUGAUCGAUAAGCCAUUCAACCGAUAUGCAAGCACCAAGAAGUGGGUAAAAAAACCCUUUUUUAUUUAUUUAUUUAUUAUUUAUUUACUUAUCUGUCUAGAUUUAUGAAAAAGGUACCUACAAAAAACUUCAAGCCCGUUUUAACAAUUUGACCCUUGAGAUGAAUAAAAAGCUGUUGAAAGUCGCUAGUUAAGGCUUAACAAAACGAUGACUUAAUUGCUGGCAACACACGAAAAGUCGCUCUCGGCAAAAGCGGCAGGAUUUUAAUUUGUCAUGAAAUUAACAACAUUUAAAAGCACAGAAAUUUCGAAAUUAUAGCGGUCCGGACAGAUGUAAACAGUAUUAUAAACACGUGAUUUUAUGUCUACUGCAGCUUGCUAUAGAAUAUGUGUACUCAAAACUUCAUAACAAAGCAAAAAUGGUAAAGUAAACAAGCCUAAAUUGAGUAUGUUGUUUAAAAAUCCUGAAGGUAUCUUUUUGCAAAUCCAGACCGUUGUUUAUUUAUUCAUUUUAUGAUAAUUAUUGUUUUAUUUAUUUAUUUAUUUUUUUUAAUUUUUAAUUUUUUUUUUUUUCAGGUCUGUACGUUUGUCCAUCUUGCAACAUGUUAAGUGGACGACUGUGGAUAAACGUAGCGUUAUUCCUGAUAUUUCAAUGGAGACACUAAAGGUUGGUAAUACAAGUAGACUGUUGAGCAGGAAGUAAUUUCAUAGAAGGAGCGAAAUAACUUAAUUAUCAGCUUAAAAAUGUGAUUGCGGAAAGAUUCUUUUCAAGUGACAUUUCUUUCCCUUGAAUUGUCACGUGUCAAGCACGAGACACGGAGUCAGAAAACGUCCAUUAAGCUAAUAAUAAUGAUCAUGAUAAUAAUGACAGCAAUAAUUUAGUAGGUUUUGCAAGUUUGUCCCCAGUCAUCUGGGAGCUACGCUCUCCUUUCUUCAACGAUAGCUUUGAUAUGAAUGGUACCAAGAGGGGCUUUCUUUUCAGUUUUGAGAACUCCAUUUAAUAGACAUUUUUAUAUCUGAACACAAGGUACAUUAAGUGCUCGUUUCUUUACUUUGCAGAAUUUCGUAUCUGCUUUCAAGUCAAAGUUGUUUGUGGAGAGCUUAAUUCAAGGAAAUAUAACAUGUCGGGUAAACCGCCUUUAUAUCGAAUAUGAAGCUUAAGUCUUUAGAGUAUGAUAUUCGGUUGCCUUAACCGCGUGUCUGAGACCCGAAACCCAUGGAGGGUGACGUCGACGUAUUGCACCCCACCCUCAGCGAUCCCAACAUCAAACUCAGACUGUAAUAGUCUCAGGAUUCUAAAAAACGGCCGGCAGCCGGCGAAGAUCACCACCUACCUCGCCACAUUCAUCAUCUGUAACGCCGCCUUCUUCAAAACUUGUUGAAACCAUUGCCGGGAAACAAAAUCGUUUUCGAAUAUAGAGAAUGUUAGUGAAUCGUGUCAAUGUAGUCUUCUUAUGUCUUCAAGGCAUAAUUGACGUACUUUCGCCUUUUUAAGCUGGGAAAAUAUUUGCGUACGAAACAAUAACUUCAGGGGUAGGGAAAAAUUUAAAAUCCUAAGAAGGCUUGGCCAACCAGCCAAAUAACCCGCAGUCCACGGUGGUUGUUGAAAACACAAAUAGUUUGACAUUCCGUGGCUAAUUUAAUAACCAUUUUACGAAGUCAAAAGAGUAAAUCACAUCCAGACGUUUCUAUCAAAAUUUUUUUGCUACCUACCUUUUCCUUGAUUUACCAUUGGGAGGAUUGAGAUGAAACUUGGUAUUAGUACUACUACCUUCACAAAUGAUCCGCCAAGGGAGAGAACAACAAACAAACAAACAAUAAAAGAGAAGUUAAAAAGGGAUUGAGAAACACGUAAAAAUCGGGUGGUGGGCUAGUUGGCAACAAGCAUUGGGAACCAAAAUGAAAUGGUUGCGGAAGUUCCCAUUUUAUCGCUGUAUAAGUUUGUUUUUUCAUGCGUGUGUGAAAACUUGUACUUAUACCUUACAUGUUCCCUCUUAUAAGUCGAUAUAGUAUUGCGCAGUAAGAGACACUGUCAGCGCGUGUACCUUGAAAUCGUUCAUUUUUUUUCUCUCUCUCUCUCUCUCUCUCUUUAGGAAGCGAUCUCCUUACAAGAACAGUUGUACAAGUACGUAAUUCUAAGUGUUCUAAGUAAUACUGCAAUAGUAAUAUCUCUUGUUUCGAUUAACGGUUAUUUCCACCGUAUGUGAAUUUAUUUUCUUUUAUUGGAAAUUUUCUGAUAUAUUAAACACGCUUUGUCAGUCUUCUUUAAUCAGGUCCUUUUGUUUUACAUUUGUACUUUGUUAAGGUGUUUAUAACAAUACAAUGUCAGUGGUUAGGGCGUAGCAUCUCCGAAUUCGAGUCCCUCUGUGACUUGUAUCUUUCUCCCUCGGUCAGUUCUCCGGUGGGCGUUUUCUUGGGGAGGGGUGGGAGUGUCGAGCCCUUGAAUCAUGGUUGCGGUGUGCGCGUGUAUGACAGAAGGCAGAGAAUGGGAUGGGCGAGACAUUUCGACCUAUGUCUACUCUAUAGAUUAACGUAGGGGACGCAAAAGUGUUAAGUGAGUAUACAUGUGAAUUUUAUCCUCUCGAUAAACUUAAUAUACUUGCGCCCUAAAAUAACUCGAAAGAAAAAUUCGACGUUGCAAUUACCGAUACAGAUCGACUCUCCAUGGUAUCUGUAAAUUUGUUAUUUCAUAUUCAAUGUAUUUCUUUUCCAUGCUUCUUUUUCAUUAUUCCUUUCAAGUCCCUUACAAUCCGUAGAAACAAGAAGGGAUUUGUCCAGCAAAUGUGUCCAGCAAUGGUUUCUGGAAUCGUUAUUGGGGACGCGCGGGUCAGCCAUUGGCCAAUUAUUUUCCCUGUCCCCAGUAACCGUCCCAUAAGUCUUUGCGAAAGUUAACACGUUUCUUAAGCGGCGAUUUAGUGAGACAAAAACUUAGGCCGUUCUCUAAUGGAAUCAGCCGUUUUCAGUUGGUUGGGCUGGUUCGGUUUUUCGUGUUCCGUUAGUUGGUUUAGUUGGUCAGUUCUAAGAAACUAGUAAGCCUUAGGUUGAAGUAUUAGCUGACCUGUCUCCAGGCAUCGAUUUUCGUAUUUUAGUCUUUGUCGUGAAUGUCGAGAACGUCUAAGUAAACCCCCGACCCAUUCGCAACCAUGUUUCAUAGCUCGUCCAUUAGCCAGAACGGUUGAUCAAAGAAGAAAGCGACCAAUACAUGAACGGUAUGUAAUUAAAAUGAACCGUGAAAUUUAUGUAUGGAAUUUCUUUUCUCAUGUUAACAGUAAGCUCCAGUUUUUGCCGCUCCAAAGUUGUUUUCACCCUGAGGUAGGUCUUAGAUUAUUUGAUAGGGCUUGUUGAGAACCGUAACUGUACUCAUGGAGCGAAAAAGUGACUUGUCAUCCCUAAUUCCUAACUUGGGUAUAACAAAAGAACGAACACACUUGGCAAAAAUCUGAGACACGGUUUCGAAGUCAAACGUGAUAGGAUUGCCAUCUAAAAUCGGUUUCUUUCGCUUGUUUCUUAGGCUGGCCUGGACUUAAACUUAAAAAUACAUCCUCUUUCGCUAAAGGCACGUUUCUGAAACACGUGAACAUUUUGGAUUUUUUUAAAGAAAUUAUCAGUAAUGUGGAGAUAUUAAAAGUUUUCUGAAAAUGUGCAAUUUGUAGGGGGUACGGUGUAUCUAUUAAAACUACAAUUGCGAGAGGACAGUGAGAAUUGUGUUCAUGUGGUCUCCACGUGCAUUGUAGCUAAAAAAUAAUGAAUGUUUGUUUGGGUUCAGAUUCGAGUUAUCCAACUGCCUGAAAGCGAGUGCAUUUGUCGUGUGAUGAGCUUUAACAAGGAAGAUGAUAACACUGUUGUUACAAAUUAUUACCAGGUAAGUUGAUUAGAGAGGAGAUGCCUUUACGUCACGUUGCCAUGGUAGCAAAAUUUUUGGAUGACAACGAACCGAAAAAGUCACUUAAAAGGCUAUUCGCACUAUUUCAAACUUCACCGAUCUUAUUCAGUUUCAUUUAAUUUGGCAAAUCGUGGUGCAACGACGGCAAAGAAAUGUACAAAACAGCGUGAUGCACGUGCAAAGUCGUUAAGUUGUUGUUUGUUAAUAUAAACAUCUUAUUUUUUGCUGUUCUUCUUGCCAUCACCGUCGUCGUUGGUUUUGUUGUCAUCCAGAAAUAGUGCUACCAUGGUAACAUGACGUCACACUUCUGGUUCACUUGCCUUCCAUAUUGACAAUGAAAGUCCUGUGAUUAAGUAAGUAAGUAAGUAAUUUUAUUUAACCACAUAUCGCAUAUGAGCGAUAGCUCGUUUAAAUGCAAAUGUGCCAUAAAAAUUACAACGUGAUAAUUUACAUAAUCUACAUGUACAAGUAAUGAAUAAAAAUAAAAAAUAGAAAAAUUAAACCAACUAAAAGAUAAUAAUAAUUUAAAAAGAAAAAAUAUUGGUAAUCAGAUUGUCUAUUUACAAAAUUCACAGUUGCAGUCAUACGAUGAAGACAACUGUAUGUUUUGUAAGUUUUUCCUAAAGAUAGAGAGGGACUCCGACAUCCUUAUUUUGUCUGGUAGACUGUUCCAUUGUUUGCCAGCCUGGUACGUGAAAGAAUGUUGCAUAUAAGAUGAGGUCGGUCUUGGAAUGGUCUUAUCUGUGAACCCAACGACUUGUUAAAUCAAGGAUUUAGCCAAAUCUACUCCUUCACAUAGUCGAUGACAUUGGGCUCCAUGUGAAUGCUUAUGUGUAAACAUUUUUUUCUUCAACAGUCUGGACCAGCUUCAGUGGACGAAUACACUAAAAUGGAACUCAUGCUGGUACGUUUCCUUAGCAUCUUUCCUUUCGCUUCCAGUUUUUCGUUGUUUGUUUUUCUCUUCCUUAAUGUCUAAAUUACUUGUUUGAUAGUAUACCAUAAUCUUCUCCGGAAAAGUGGCCGAUUGCUGACAUUUUUUUUUUAUUAUGCCGUAAUUGUUAAAAACGAAACGGGGGUGGGAGGAGGACUACCCUGAAAUAAAUGAAUAAGUCAUUUAUCCAUUCAUUCGUUCUUACAUUCAUUCUCCAUGUAGUAAAUCAUACAUUCAUUCAUGUACUGAACCAUUCACUCAUUCGGUACGUCCGUCGAUCAUUCAUCCAUUUAUUCAUUCGACUGACUCUGUCAGUCAGCCAGUCAUGUUUCUCAGUUUUCUGGAUUUGCUUUGUAUGCCAAUAAACCAUCUAUCUUUCAGAUGAAAAUGGAGGAGCCAUGUUUUGAUGUCCUUCGAACUAGAGAACAGCUUGGGUAAGAUCGGCUCUGUCGCCUUUUGCAGUGUAUUUAGAACCAGAGCACCGACACCAGGACAAAGUUGCUGCUAGGGGUUCAUUCCCAGAGUGCAGCAGUAGGAGGAGUUCUCAUGAAUAAAAUGGCUGAUGGAAGCCCUGAUGAGAAACGCCAAAGCAAAUAAAGCAUGAAAGCAAUCUUUUGAAAAGCAAGAACUGUUUCAGAAAAUGAAAAUCUCUUUUAUGGAAACCACACCGGUGGUAUAUUUAUAGCGUGGUCCUCGAUCCAAAGUUUAUCCCGCCUUCCUUUUGUCAAACUGUAAUUUUACCAUCAACAGAUCAAAAAACACUUAAACAAACAUUGAACCAAGAAUAACAUUGUUGUUACUGGUCUUUUUUCAGUUCUUUUUCCUGACUUUUCUAUUUUAGAUAUUCCGUGUUCUGCACUUGCAGAAACACAUUUGGAAUUCUGGGAUUUUCUGUCACUGUUCAAACGCAAGCGGGGAAAUUCAGGUAUUAGUUGUUUCAACCUCUAACAGAAGUGUUUAGUCAUCGCGAAUGAGAAUUGAAACCAAAUUCACCCAGCUAUAAAUAUGAAAGACUGGCAUGGCGCAGCUUUGCCCCGUCACAGAAAUCGCUCUGCAAUCCCCGUUUUUUGUGUGUGUAAACAAAAGCCCUUACCGAUAUGGUUUUCUUGGCGGCUCAAUCUGGUAUAGUGAAGACAGAUUAUAAUAAUUCAAACAAAUUUCUCUUUAAGUCGUAGUUUUUCUUUUCGUCUUUAUUAUCGUCGUAAUUGGAUUUCUUUUAUUCGCGGUUUCAUCUCUCAGUGCGGAACAUGUGGACGGGCGAAUAGAUGCAUUUUUGGACGAAUUUGGUGAAAUGUUGAAGUCGAUGACUAACGAAGACUUCAAAAGCCAGGUAAUUUUGAAACGCGUAGCAUAUUCGUAGGAAGAUAGAACAUCCCAAGACCUCACAAAUAAUGAUGCUUUUGGAGGAUCCAAGUACUAAACUUUCACCUCUAUCUCGGAUGCUUUCCAGAGUGAACUUAAUUCACUUUAACCCGUCACGUGGUCGCCAAUUUAAGGGGAUAUCUUUCUGCGUGUUCUGGACAAUCAUUGGCCACCUUUUCCACGGGACCUCGAAUAAGUGUCCUUAUUUGCGAGAGUCCGUAAUAGCGUUAGUUUUAGUGCAGUCAAACGUCUGUAAUUUUUUUUUUGGCCGGGGAUUUAGCUACUGUCCGUAUUAUCGGGGUGUGCGUUAUAGCGGGGUGUCCGCUAGGCGGGAGUUUUGACAUUUCAAUCCUAGCGGUUAAAUGGCCUUUGCUCCCACGAGUUCAUGUUGAAAAGUUGAAAGAGCGCCACUCUUCUGAACGGAAAGCUGCGUUUCGAAUCCUGUGAGAUUACGAGCCCGUGUCUUCUUGUAAUUGCAAAUUUUGCAGCUACGUACAAACCUAGACGUAUAUUCAGAUGAUUGCGUCUUAUUGGGUGUUGACGGUAUACCGUUGGCCUGACUCAUUGGCCUGGAACGACGAACCCGUGCUGCUGUGCGAAAAUGGGUAGAGAACACAUAGAACCCGAUCGUGUGGUCUAUCUCUCAUGCGGCGAGAGACCUCUCACGGGCUGAGAGCUAAUCGAGAUAAUCACUAUAGAAAAAUUUAUCUGCGAAUAAAGCAUGUUUCAGAAGCAAAACAGUAACAAAAAAAUCCUUAAGUUAUGAAAUUCCGAGAAAAAAUAAACACUGUUGAAAACUGAACCUAGUAUUAUUUGCAGUCAUUUUAAAUUCAUGAUUGUUGUUUGGUUGUUUGUUUGUAGCUUGGAAUACAGUACGUUAACAGUUAUCCAAAGAAAGGAAAUGGAUAGAAUAUAGCUUAAUCUAGUGUAAUACUGUAAUUCAAUAAAUAAAACUAAUAAUAAAACCUUUUUAAAGAGACAAUCACAAUUUUGAAAAAAAAGAGAAACCUCAGUUGCAAUAUAACGUCAAUGUGAACGUACACGUCAUAACGAGUUUAACAUAUUGGCUGCGAGAUUGAAAGCGCUAAGUUCAACUUUUUAGUGUGAAGAAGGAGGUUGGGGGGGGGGUGAGGAAGGAUGCUUAAAAGCCCCCUCACCCUGUUUGAAUAUGAUUAGUAUACAUACUCAUUUACAUUUAAAUUAGAGCGAUUUUGGUAUGACCUUGAAAGGAAAACACGCGAACAAAACAGAAACAGCAAACGAACGAAAAUAGAGCGAUUUAAUUGGUUUAUCGAACAGAUACAAACGCGCGUGGCUUUUGGUUGGUUAAGGGAACGCUCGGGAGAAAAAACGUCAUGCCCGAGAACUUUCUAGAAAUCAAUCGAUACUUCGCUUUGACGUCAUAUGGCAACACGAUUGGCCAAUUGAACGAUAUCUUUUCCAUAUUAGGGUUUUCUCUGGCGGGAAAACGAAGAGGCCAUGUUUUGAUCUUUUCAUCCAUUGGCUGAUAAAACCAAUAACGAACACUUACAAAACCAUUUUUCAAGGUCAUACGCUCUAAGGACACCGUGUUGUUUAAAUAUGUGCAGGUUGAUUCCCUUAUUGAGUUGAAGGAACACGAGGACCUUAGCUUAGCAGAAGAAGCUGAGAGAAACUGGAUUGAAGUUUUAGACCAGACCUACCUGUUUGACAGGAGGCGUCGAGAGGUAGGUGCAGUUGUUACGCAUAUUGCAUAUUGAGUUGCCGAAAACCACCCAAAACUUUCGGCCAGUAAUGAGUUCAAAGUGAAGUCCAUAAAAUUAACAAUAGACCAUUUGUAAGUAGCAUCGGGUAGGUUCGAAGCCUUUGAUAUGAAAAUUAAUUACAGUCAAACCCCGUUAAUAACCCCGUAGGGACCACAGAAAAUGUCCGUAUUCAGCGGGCCAUGUUAUAUAAGUAAAAAAAACCCUUUUACUAGAACAAAAUACCAAACCACUAAAAGAGGACACAAGCAUCGUCAAAUUAAACUUCUCAAACCUUCACAAAGCCGUCAUUAAGUCCACGGAAACACUUAAAAAUCGGUCAUUUAUAUAUUACUUAAUCAAAACCCUUCUCUGCAUAAGUCGCUCCAUGCCAAAAAUUGACGUCUACAGCUCUUCCGGUGUAUGGUAGCGCUGGGAGCAUCGACAUGCUGUCAACUGAAGGUUGUUUUUUUUUAUUUUACCAAUUACAGCACACAGUUGAAAUGAAGUGUCUGUUUUAGCGAGAUUGGCUCUCGGUUAGAAUUCGUUGAUUGCAGGGGUAAAAAAUAGGUGUCCGUUGUCCGCAUUAACGGGUGUCCAUAUUAAGCGAGGUUCGACUGUAUUUACAUUCUUGUACAAAUAAAAGUCAAUUUUGCAAGAAAGGGUUUGCACUUAGCCUUACUUUGAAAGCGAUGGAUUUGGGGCUCGGAAAUGGCUUAUUCUGUUAAGCGGAUUCUUUUAAGCGGUUUUUAAGACACUCAGUUAAGCCCCGAAAAUGAAGCGGGCGGGAAUUCAAGUGUCUUUGUUUGUUCUCUACCAGGUCAACAUCUUAAAGAAUCUAACCAAAGAAGCUAUUGAUGAGUGGUUUAGGUCUCACAGAAAACAUGGAAAUAACUAUAAGAAGCUAAGUGUGCAGGUAAACAUAUUAUGACAUACAAAAGCGCCUAAAUCUCUGUAAAUAGUUAACAGAGUGGUUUAUUUACUACUCAUAUCUCAUUAACGUGCUUGAAAUUUUAACGAUCUGUAGGUAUAGCCCACCCCUACCCCAACACAACGUUUACAGCAAUUUAUUUAUUUUUUGCUUUUGAUCCAAUUAUGUGUAUCUUGUAUAUCUUCAGUGUUUAACAUAGGAAACUUUUCAAAUGAGAAUUGGGAAGAUCUUUAGCAGACUGUGGAAAUUGUCCAAAUUUUCCUUUAUUGUGAGAAUGGAAUUUGAACCCUGUCAAACUUCAGUUGCUGUACGAUGUCAAACAAGCGUCUCAUGGUGUUUUAGUACUUUAACGUUGGCAAUAUUUCUUGUAUUUUUCUUUCGUCAGUUGCAAUGAAAUUUUGCAGAUGUUACACUUUAUCUAUUUAUCUUGUUUUUUCUAUUAUUUUUAUUUUAUUUAUUAAUUAAUUUAUUUAAGACGGUUACUGUAAAGCGUAAAAAUUGCGAUACUAGAAUUAUGGUAGACUUUGGUAGACUUAAUCUACCAAAGAAGACAUCGUGGACCUCUUUAGUGGCAACCAAGUUUCAAAAAAAGUUGCUCAGGAAAUUAAGUCUCACGUCCAAUAACAACUAAUUUUUUCUUAUCAGGUGAUUGGGUCAGGAGAAUGUGAGGCACACGCAUGCCCAGAUGCUCAAGUGGAUGACGACAGUGGUCUGGGUAACGAUAAUGAAUGGCAGAUUCGACCAGUUGCAGUCGACAGUACCGAAAGUGAGAUCGUCUGUAUUAAAGACAUUUCCGAGUUCAAAAGGACAAGGGCUGUUUACCCCGUGGUUAAAAUCAAGUGA